AUGGCGGACUACGCCUCCCAUGAUCCCACGCGAGCGCCUCCUCGGAGCCCGUCCUGGGAGGGGAGCGCAGGCGCAGUGGCCGGGCGGAGACUCGGCAGCCGCAGCCUUCUACGUUUCCUCUCCUUCUUCGAAAAGGUUGGGAGAAGUUCGCCGCCUGGCUGGGUGAGUCCUCCGGGGGCGACGAGGGUGGUCGGGGCGGGAAGGGCGAGGUGGAGUUAGCCGGACCCGGGCGAGGCUCUUGCACCUGGAGGGGAUUUCUGUCACUUUGGCCGCACUUUGGGAAAAGUUGGGGGAAAAGAUUCCUGCCUUGCCGGGGUUGGACUAGAUGACCGCGGGGGACCCCUUCCAACUGCAGAGCUCUAGGUGAGGCGGAAAGAGGAGGGAGUUAGCUGCCGUUGUGGGAAAGCAGGCGUAGAUGAUGAUGAUGAUGAUGGUUAUGAUGAUUGAUUAUUUAAAAGGGUGGUAUGCACAAGGACAAAGAGUCAGUUGAAGCUCUCUUCUGGGGGAGCAGUUGCUGUGCAGAUCCAGCAACGCGGAGUAGGAUCCGGGGUCGCUCCACUUCCACACCCGCUUCAGUUCUUCCCUCGUGCCUCCCUUCCCCACAGCUCUUUUCCUCUGCAAACUUGACAAACUCACACCCAGGAAGCGCAACUCCACCCCUUGUCGCAUCGUGAAUCUUAUCCACCCCCCCUUCUCCGUCUGCUCUGCAAGGAUUUCCUCUCUCUGACUACAUGCCGGCUCCCCAACUCAAGGAAACUUCCUUCCUCUCUCUCUCUCUCUCUCUGAGGGGAAGAAAGGGGGGGGAAAUGUUUUGCAAGUGGGGUUUGGUGUUCUGUUGGAUGCUUUUGUCUCCCCACCCCACCUUGGGCUUUUCUGCUCAGGACUGCAGCGUGCAAAGCUUAGGGGUGUGGGUGGUUUUUUGUCACCAAUAUGAUUUCCCCAUAAAGAGGACAGAUGUGUCACUUUUGUUCCGCAGCUGAUUAAAAAAUGGCCAAGAGUUUAAUGGCAGGUGAGAGUGAGCCUUGUUUUGCCAUGGUGCCUGCCUCCCCUUGGCUGUGGAACAUUUUGUACUACGCCCAACAUCUUGGUACAAGCGAGUCCUCUUUUGCUUUUCGGUGUUUCCAUUCCUGUUGCAUGCAACAAAAGAUCGCUCUUUGCUUUACAUCUGUUCUAGGUGUGCAGGGUGAAUGGAAAGGGAAUCCUUUCUCACCACGGUCCAGAGUGAGCAACUUUUAAUUUAGACUCUGGACUUACUAACUUAAUGCCCUUCCUGUUUCCCCAGUGCCGGCUGAGGUGGUAAUGUCGGAACUAGGAAGUGACUCACACUAUAUCUUUGAAACACAUUCUUUCCCUUGAAGAAUUCUGGGCACUGCAGUUCGCAAAGGGCUGCUGGGAACUGCAACUCUGCGAGGGGUAAACUACAGGGCCCAGAAUCCUUUAAGGGAAAGCAUGUGCUCCGAUUGUGCUUUAAAGGUGCCAUGUCUGCAUAGCCUUGGUUUGGAACACCUUGUGCAACUGAUGCUCCUAUAUCUCCACCCUAUAAUGGUCAUUCGGAUCCCACCAAAUUUUCUGGGCACAUUUGUAGGUGUGGAUUGACAUGCCCACCUGGGGGUGUGAGGUUAAAGACGGGGAGCUGUCCCUGCCCCUCUCAAAGAAGUACAUUAUAUUUAUUUUUAUUUCAUUUCCCAUUGGGUGAAGGAGGGCUGUCCUACAUGCCUAUCUGAAUGUUUGGAUUGGCUUUGUGUUGGCAUGCUAUUGAAAAUGCUUUUGGGAGAGUAGGGUGCUAGAAGUGAAAAUAGUACUGAUGUUCCAUGAUAAUCUGCGUAAAGAGUGUUUCUUUGAAAUAUGGUCAGGUGGUCUUAAAGGGAAAUGUGCCAUGGAAACCCAUCAUGUAUGCCUCGUUGGCAUCAGACCUUUCUCCAUAGCUCACCAGGCUGAGGAAGGCUAGGGGCUCCUUGCAUGAGGCGACUGAAAAAUACAGCAAAUAAACAAUCCAAGCCUAUGGCUAUUGGGCCUGUGCUUAAAUAAAAGACUGGUCUAUCACGGUGGCAGUUAAACAAACAAACAAACGUCCUAGAAUAAUAGAAUCACAAAAUUCUGGAGCUGGAAGGGAUCAUGCGGGUCAUUUAGUCCGGCCCCCUGCAAUGCAGGCUUCUUUUGCCCAAGCCGCACCUCGAACUCGCAACCCUGAGAUUAAGAGUCACGCUCUGCUGAUGGAGUUGUCAUUGGCAUCUGUUUAGUGGACUAGAAGAGUUCAAAGAAUGUCAACAGUGUCUAUUGAAGUAUUCCCAUAUUUGUAAGGUGUUGCUUUCAGAAGUUGGGGUUAUAUCCAAUGCUAGUCCAGACCCCAUCCGCACUAAACAUUUCAAGCAUUAUCAUGCUACUUGAAACAGUUAUGGCUUCCUCCAGUCUUGGGAACUGUAGUUUGUUAUGGGUGAUGAGAGCGGCUAGGAGACCCCGAUUCCCCUCACAGAGCUGUAACUCUGAGGGGUUUAACAGUCUGUCCCUCUUCCCAGGGAACUCUGGGGAUUGUAGCUCCUUGAGGGGAAAAGGCGUCUCCUAACUCCCAGUACCUUUGACAAACUAAAUUUGAAGUGCUGUGACACUCCUUCAAGUAUUGUACAGAUGGGACCAAAGUUAAUGAACAUGACUAACUUCUGUUUAAGCAGAUGACUAACUGAGGUCCAGGAGUUUCACUGGGUGUACUAUGAGCAGAACUUGGUUUGAUACAACCUUGAGAUCUCCUACUUAUUCUUUUCUUCUGCUUGUAUUAUUGUGCUGCAGUUUCAAACAAGCCGUUUUACCUUCCAUGGGACUUUCUAAAAAGCUGCACAGGUAUGUGUCCCGUCCCCCCAGGUAUGCCGACUCAGGAAUGCUCACCUGAUGUGGCGUGCCUAAUAAAAUGUUAGGUGUGCGCCGUCACUCUUAUUAAUUCAAAGCAGUUCCGGUGCUGAGUGGCGUAGCUGAGUAGAAACAGGAAAUAAGAGCAUUCGAAAGGUAUGUUUGGCUUCUAGAAAUGGUACUUUGAAUGGCAGGGCUCCCUCCUGUCUCUAGGCUCUGUUUGCUAUGUAAAUGUGUACAUACUCGAAAUGUUUCCAUAAUGCUUGGGGCAUCUCCUAGACCAGUUUGUUUGCUUUGGCCUCCGGAAUAUAAAGUUCAGCAGUGGGACGGUUGUGGAAACAACCAGAGCGAUUGUCUUUCUUCUUUUAAAGAUAAACAAACAGUGGGAAGAGAACGGGGUGGCAGGCAAAGCACCCAACCUUAGUCCUCGUGAUGCUGGAUGUGUCCCUCACGAGACUUUUUUUGAGUGGUGCGUUCUUGGGAAAUCUUAUAGCAAAAGCAGAUCUGAGGAGUUGCGAGUUGAUUCCCAAAGGAGACAAGUUAUCGCUGCUGGAGGAAAGGGGAAAGGGAAAAAUUGGUUCAGGCCAAAAUACAAAUUAAAAAAUUAAUAAAUCUGGCUUGGGAUACCUAGAAUCGCUGAGUUGAGAGGGAACCAUGAUCAACCAGAAAUGUCAAUUAGGCUUACACUCUCCCCCAAUCUACCGAUAGCUCAGCCCACACCACAGAUGUGUCACCUCAAGUUCAGGGACCGAAAUGUGGCCCUCGAGCCCUUUCAGCCUGGCCCUCGUGACCAGGGGUUGGCAACCUAAGGCCCAUGGGCCACAAGCGGCUCAUGGGGGUCGUUUAACCGGCCCAUGGACCUCCACCGCCCGCUCUGUCAGCUUCUGUGCGCCGGGCUAAACUGGCGCGGAGCAAAGUGGAGACCGCCUUCCGCGACACUGGCCGGCUUCCCAUUGGCUGCAGGAAGCUCCCGCAGCCAAUAGGAAGCUGCACAUGCAUCCUCUGCGCCGCAAGGAGCGCAGGAAAUAGCGUUUGCGCGUGUGUGUGCGCACACUCCGGCCCACUGCGGCGUCUGCGGGACCGUGAACUGGCCCAAGCCACAAAAACUUUGCCAAUUCCUGCUCGUGACUCACCUGUCAUGCACCCGUCUGCACACUUGGCAAAUGUUUUCCCUCUAGCUGGAAUGCAUCUCUGAACCCUGAUAAUACUUCACUUUAUUUUAUUAUUGAAGUUUCCACAGUACAAUUAGAAAGAACAAAGCAAUCUACAAAAAAUUAAAGAAAAUAAACCAUGGAAAGAAGAAAUGGAAAAAGAAACUACAAAAUCCUCUUUCACCCCUAUAUCUUAACUUUCAUCCCCUACAGAGGAAGGUGUGCUCUCCCCUGAGCUCGUCCCUCUCUUGUCACAGCCUCCCACCCUGUGAGAUCUCCCCUUACCCGCCUCUCACACGGGGUCCUCAAACUCCUUCUCCUUCAUCUGUAUACAGUUCUUACCAAAAUACGAGAGAGACAACAACAAACUACAACAACAACAACAACAAACAACUACCAAGGGAGAGAAAAAUAGAGAGAGGGGAAAAGAAAAGACUUCCAGCUAGCCGUCUGUCAGUUGUGUAUGCAAUAUUUCUUCCAAAUAGUCAAAUGCUCAAUCUACGUUAUUUGAUUGUUCCUUCCUUUGCUGGAAGUUGUUUUUUCAGCCUUCUACCCGGUACAGUGGUACCUCAGGUUACAUACGCUUCAGGUUACAGACGCUUCAGGUUACAGACUCCUUUAAGCCAGAAAUAGUGCUUCAGGUUAAGAACUUUGCUUGAGGAUAAGAACAGAAAUCAUGCUCCGGCAGCGCAGCAGCAGCAGGAGGCCAUAUUAGCUAGAGUGGUGCUUCAGGUUAAGAACAGUUUCAGGUUAAGAACGGACCUCCGGAACGAAUUAAGUACUUAACCUGAGGUACCACUGUACUGUCCAGUUCGUUUACGAAAGUGUAAAGAAGAUUCUCCAGUUACUGUCUUCACCAUUAUAAAACAUUCCGUCUUUAUUCUUUUAUCUCCUUCUCCAAAAGAAAAGCUGGAGUUUUUAAAAUCUGUGUUGGUAUAUUAACACAUAGUAGUUCAGUCGCUUUAUGAGCUUCGUUUGCGUCCCAGUCCAUUUCCUGUGUCAUUUCCAUCGAGUAUCAGUUCUGUACCUGAUAAUGCCUUCUGAUGGGUGGCUGUGCAUAGAAAACAGCCAGCUCUACCAAGAUAAAAUAUCUUCCUCCACCCACUUUUGCCCGAGCCCCCAACCACCACGGGCAGGCGUCCGCCAGAAGAGAACAUGGCCCACAGGUUGAAAAGCGUUCCCCAUUCCUAGCCUGCGCAAACCAAAACUGAGCAGAGAACAAUUGCACCACAACAGCAUUGGGCCAUCUCCGGGCCUCCCAAUGUUGUCGGGCUACAACUUUUGAUGGCCCAGCCAGCGUAGACCAGCUUCUUGGACCUGGGGAGGGGCAGGGGAGGGUACAAAAUGUGUCCGUGUCUGGAAUAGAGAGUCGUGAAAGAAUGCUGGCAGACUGUGGUUGGAGAGAGGAAAUGGAAAAUCACUGUGGGUGGGUGGGAAGAUGCAAUGGAGUGUCCUGGGAAGGGGAUUGCUGGCUGGCUGGAAGACUGAACAGGAGACCAUUUUUGCUGAAUCAAUAAGGCAGAUUUUUAUGGCACAGCUGGAGCAGGGAUGUCCGAACUGUUUUCCUGGCUGGUGAAGAGUUAACGCUGCUGCCAAUGUGAGGGUUCUCUGGUGAGAAGGUUGGAAUUGGUCUCCCUUAAGCAGCUGGAACCUUUUCAAGCCUGUGAUUGAUGGCGGAAAACUGAUAAACUUUGCCUGCAAAAGACCCUCCCUUCUCCCGUUGAGGUUCAUCCAGAGGCUGAUUGGAAUAAGAGGCGGACCAAAAAUAAGGACAACGUUUUAAGGCUUCUUAGUUCCAAACCAGCUCUUGUUUAUUUGCCUCUGAUGUCAUUUUCUAUUUUAAAACUUCAGCAAUGGGGCUUUGUUUUGCAAAGAUCCUCAGUAAAUUUGGAAGCCCUGCCCGCCUUCUAAAGAGAAAACAAUUAGGACUCUGUAACUUUGCAGGUCACUCGUCUCCAGUAACCUCAUUGUAGCCUUGUUAGUGCCUGAGGUCAAGGGGUCCUGAGUGCAUGUAUUUUGCAUGCCUCUACUAAAACAUUUAUUUAGGUCUUAAUUCAGGACAAAUAGCCGCAGUUCCGUUGCUGCAGGUAGAUAGCUCCAAAGUUUUCAGGCAGGGGACCGAGAAACUCUGGAACAUUGCUGCCAGUCCAAGUUCACUCUACAUGAGUUAGAUGGACUAAUGACUCAGGCCUGGUAUAAGACAAAUAUGUUUAUCUAAAGCAAGUUUCUAUCCCUCAUCGUUGCAGAGGAAAAACUUGAAUAUGCUAUGCAUACAGGCCGCCGUUUGAAUCCCUGGUAUCUUCAGCUUUUGGAUGAAAAUCCACAGGUGAAUCACAUGCUUUUCACGCCAGGGGCCCUAGGUUCGAAUCCUGGCAUACUUGGUCAUUAUUAUUAGCAUUUUCAUUGAUGCAUUGCUUCUCAUAGUGUUUUAACAAUGAAGUCACUGAUGCUAAAAGCACAUUAAAAAAAAAUAUCAAGUCUGGUACAGGUAGUACUGUAGGAUUUGGAAAGAUCACAGAGCCGCUUCCUGGGAAAGUGUAGUUUACUAAGGCUGCUGAGAGUUGUUAGGUCACCUCUUUCCCUAUCACAGAGGUACAAUUUCUAGAGUGCUUUAACAGUCAGUCCCUUUCCUGCUAAAUGUAGGUCCCUGGAUUCUUGGGGGUGGAGAAGCCAUGACUAAUACAGUGGUACCUCGGGUUACAUACGCUUCAGGUUACAGACUCCGCUAACCCAAAAAUAUUACCUCAGGUUAAGAACUUUGCUUCAGGAUGAGAACAGAAAUCGCGCGGCGGCAGCACAGCGGCAGCGGGAGGCCCCAUUAGCUAAAGUGUUGUUUCAGGUUAAGAACAGUUUCAGGUUAAGAACGGACCUCGAGAACGAAUUAAGUUCUUAACCUAAGGUACCACUGUACUGCUUAUAGUGCAGAGAGCCCUAAGUUCCUGCAAGAGAACAUUGUAAGCAAAGCAUCACCUGGUCAGGGUUUUCUUUGGGGGGGGGGGGUUGCUGUCGGCUGCAUCUCAGUGUGACAUGCAUCCUGAACCAGUCUAGUGUUUGCAGUGUGUUCAAACUGCUCAAAAUGGGCAUCUCAUAGGAUAGGGGAUGCUGACAGACGAGGAGCAAAAAUGAUGGCAGCACUGAUAACCAGAUCACAUUGCAGCGCAAGAGAUGCUGUUAUUCCAUCUGUUUCCAGAUAUUAAAAAAAAUGGGGACCAUUACUCACUUUGGGACGUUUAGUGAUUCUUUGGAAUAGAAUGAUGCAGGUGUAAGAUUGUGAUGGAGCUCAGAAACAAACUAGGUCCUCCUGUGACAGUUUGGCCAACUGUACCAAUGCUUGAUAAGAGAGAAUAAGGAGGCCAUUGUGCCAGCCUUCCUUUAAAAAUAAAAUGUUGGCUGUUUGUCUCUAGUCCCCAGCACUCGUAUUGGAAAAGGUUCCCUUCUCCUCCCAGAGUAUUGUGGUCUGGUCUGAUUAUAAACAGAUUUGCACUACGCUGGGAGAAGGAACAGAAACAGAGCCUAGUGUUGACUUGGCAAAUGGAUAGACAGCUUGGCAGCCAACAGUGCUGUGGUCAUUAGCUACAGGAAGCCAUUUCCCUUUUAAGAUGCUGGCUCACAUUGGAAUGGGGGUUUGGGAGGUGGGGAGAGGCCCUUCCUCUGAUGGGAGCAGGAACUUUUGUUUGCUUUCUAAGCUUUUCUCCCCCCCCCCCCAAAUCCGACAGGGAUGUUGCAACGGCAGCAGUACCACAGUGUUGCAGCGCUCAUGGAGAACAACUGUGGCCCAGUGGUUAGUGCAUCUACUUUGCAUGCAGAAAGUCCCAGAAAUCUGGAGGCAACUGCUGCCUGUCAAUGUAGACCAGGGGUCAGCAAACUUUUUCAGCAGGGGGCUGGUCCACUGUCCCAUAGACCUUGGGGGGGGGGGAAUGAACAAAUUCCUAUGACCCACAAAUAACCCAGAGAUGCAUAUUAAAUAAAAGGGCACAUUCUACUCAUGUAAAAACAUGCUCAGACCUUAUGGUGAAAGGCGGAUUAUUAUUAUUAUUAUUAUUAUUAAUGCACUCUCCAUCCUUCACGAGGCGCACUGUUCCAGACUAACCUGACCCAAUUCAAGCCCAUUUCCAAUACAGAAUAGAAUUUCCAUUCCUCCCACAAUAUCUUAUUAUAUUUCUAUCCUUUGCAUCCAUGGGUCUCUGGGUGGUUUGGGGGAUUUCCCCCGCUCCCACUGUUAUCUUACAACAAUCCUGUGAGGUAGGUCGGUUAGGCUGGGUAAAAGUCACCAUGCAAACGGGUGCCUUGCAGUGCAGCAUCCUGGAGAGGGAGACAAAGUAAGGUGGCGUGGGACUCAGUGGCGAUGUUUAAGUGUAUAACCCAGUCUCCACAGCCGCAAAGUUUUAAGAAGAUGGUGGGAAGGAAUACAGGGAGAUCAAAAGAAAUAAUUCCGAGUCUCACCGAUCUGAAAAAGAUACCGCAUGUUCCUAAGAGAGAAAUCACGUGGAUGCCUUGACUUUAGACCUGUCGUUCAUCUCAGAAUCUCCACUGGGUGGAAAGAGGCGAUACCUAGCGAACAUGGAAGGUGAUGGAAAUGCAAAGCAGGGAUGGGGACCUGUGGCCCUGUAGAUAAUGUUUGUCUACAGUUCCCUUUAGCCCCGGGCAUCAUGGCCAGUGGUAAAGGAUGAUGGGAGUCGUAGCCCCAACAGUAUCUGCAGGGUGCCUUGUUGGCUACCCCUGGGUUGAGGCAUCUCCAAAGGCAGUAAAGGAUUGAGGUUAAAUCCUGACAAGACAGAAGUACUGUUUUGGGGGGACAGGAGGCGGGCAGGUGUGGAGGACUCCCUGGUCCUGAAUGGGGUAACUGUGCCCCUGAAGGACCAGAUGCGCAGCCUGGGAGUCAUUUUGGACUCACAGCUGUCCAUGGAGGCACAGGUCAAUUCUGUGUCCAGGGCAGCUGUUUACCAGCUCCAUCUGAUACGCAGGCUGAGACCCUACCUGCCCGCGGACUGUCUCGCCAGAGUGGUGCAUGCUCUAGUUAUCUCCCGCUUGGACUACUGCAAUGCGCUCUACGUGGGGCUACCUUUGAAGGUGACUCAGAAACUGCAAUUAAUCCAGAGUGCGGCAGCCAGACUGGUGACUGGGAGCGGCCACCGAGACCAUAUAACACCGGUCCUGAAAGAUCUUCAUUGGCUCCCAGUACAUUUCCGAGCACAAUUCAAAGCAUUGGUGCUGACCUUUAAAGCCCUAUACGGCCUCGGUCCAGUAUACCUGAAGGAGCGCCUCCACCUCCAUCGUUCUACCUGGACACUGAGGUCCAGCGCUGAGGGCGUUCUGGUAGUUCCCUCCCUGCAAGAAGUGAGGUUGCAGAGGGCCUUCUCGGUAGUGGCGCCUGCCCUGUGGAACUCCCUCCCAGCAGAUGUCAAGGCAAAAAUAAGCAACUAUUUUACUUUAAAAAGACAACUGAAGGCAGCCUUGUUUAGGGAAGUUUUUAAUGUCUGAUGCUGUAUUGUUUUAAUGUUUGGUUGGAAGCCACCCAGAGUGGCUGGGGUAACCCAGCCAGAUGGGCAGGGUAUAAAUAAGUAAUAAUAAUAAUAAUAAUAAUAAUAAUAAUAAUAAUAAUAAUUAUCAGCUGCUGGAGUGGCUCUGCCCAACCACACUGGCCAUUGGUUCUCCCUAACAGGAAAUGCUGUAACAGCUUCCUGUUCAGGCUCGGGUGUUUCCUGAGCAAUAAUCACUUUGCUUUGACUGGCCAUGCUCACAGCUCUUUCUCCCUGCCUAGACCUCUGCUUCCCACUCAACAGCUGUCUCUGGUUUCAGACCUGUUUGUAUGCCAGCGGCACUCAAAUUCUUGUUUGUAUACCUGACACCUUAUUUAGAGAGCUGCCGACUUUCACUUUGUAUAGAAGUUGGACGCAGCAGUGAUUUAUUUUUGCUGCUAAUGGGAAAAUAGCAGGAUGUGAGUAAGCACAUGUCUGUAACAUAGAUGUUAGGUUAAUGCUGAUCGUUGGCUUACGUUCUUAACUGGUCCUUGACUUGCAAGCAGAUGUCACAAUCUUGAUAUUUCCUGCCCCCUUCCCAAAAUAUACAGAAUUUACCGGCAACCGACGCAGUUUUUGAUAUUUACUUUAUGUAUGAUACGUUGAUAUGAAUUCUUACGUUUUGGAGCAAGGGAAUGAAAUCUCCGACAUUUGAUCCCUGGAGUCAAAGAGAACAUGGCCCAGUGGGUGACAUAUUGGCAAGAUCAAAUAGUUAGGCACUUCCUUUAAAGUAAACAAUGACGUUCAAAGAAAUCUGUAAGCUGAGCUCUAAUGGAAUCGAGUAAGAAAGCAGCUUUGGACUUGAGUGAGCAGGAUGUAAGGGAAACUGUGUAAUCAAAUAAGAGCAAAGUGAUAAAAUUAUGAAAUGCUCCCAGAUUCACAUUAGGGCAAUGCCUUCAUUAGGCCAAUCAAAAUGCCACAGAAUGAUUUGCAAGCUUUUGAGUUCUCCAAGACUCUUAAUCAAGAGUAAUUAAAAUGGGUGGGGUUAGAGCAAUGGAGUCUUGCCCGUAGCACUAUUAAGUGCUGUGCAAGUUUCAGGUUGUACCUGGGAUGUCUGGGGAGGAGAAACACGCAGUGCUUGAUCCACCAUCUUUGAACACAUAAUAAAUUCCAGUGUUGUGCCCAAACUAAGUCCUACUUGGAGCAGACCCACUGAAAUGAAUGGGUCUUAGUUAGUUGUGUCCACUCAUUUCAGUGGGUCUGUUCUGAGCAGGACUAGCAUUGGGGACAAGCACCACUAGCUGUUACCCAGAUUCAUCUCCAUCCUUAGGUUAAAUGCACAGGUUCUUUUGUAGGUGAAAAACAGGAAUAAAAAGAAGGUAGGCAGCUUUUAAUGAAGCUGCGGGUUAUUUACAGCAGGUGUGUUGAGUUUUGUUUUGUUUUGUUUUAAAAAAGUCAAGUGAAGUCAAAUUGGGUAACUUAUCUAUGGUGGUGGCGAGCUUUUGGCCUACCAGAUGUUGCAACAGCACCAUCAAGCAUGACCAGUGGCCAGGGAGGAUGGGAGUUGUUGUUCAGCAGCGCCUGGCAGGCCAGAGAUUCCCCACAUCCUGUAAUAGAUGGAAGGAAUAUGCUUUCCGAAUGAAGUCUCCUUGUCUGGUGGCUUAAGAUCCCCUUCCUUUAGUUUAGGAUCCUGUUUCUGAAUGGCUUGAAUUCUGCAUUCUCCAAGUCACCCCAAAAUCAAAGGGAUCCAUCUUGGCAGAUAAGGGAAACUAUGAUAAAGUGUGCUUGCUCUUGAUAGCUGAAUUGACUCUUUGGGUUGCAAAGGAAAACAGUGGAAGGGAAAGAGAAGUGGCUACUCCUACUCUGUGGCGUGCAAGAAACCACUCCUUGUUUCAGCUGCAGCGAGAAAAGGGUUGUCGUAGAAAAAGAUGUGGAACCUGGUGCAGAAAAGAAUAAGUUUGUUUAUUUCAAAUAGGCAACACAUUUUAUGAAAAAGUUCUUGAGGGCCAUACAAGAACAUGGCUGUAUUGUCUACUACUGAGCUGAGGAACAUCCCCCCAGAUGUGUUUUGGAGACCACAUCUGUUCUCAGCUGUCCAUCCUUGUCAUAAGGCAAACAUGGAGAACCAGUAGACCGGCAGCAUUGGGAGGCCCAUAGAUCUCCCCACCUCUCCCUAUAAAGGUUUCUAGGAUCAUAGAAGUGUAGAAUGGGAAGGGGCCUCCAGAGUCAUCUAGUCCAACCUCCUGCCAUGCAGAAAUCUUUUGCCCAGUGUGGCCCAUGAUCCUGAGAUUAAGAUGCUCUAGCGACUGAGCUGUCUCUGGGAAGUAGUUCAUCUCUUCCCUCCCUUGGUUAGCAGUAGAGACUGGUCCUUUUGGACAAAGGGGGCACUGCCCCACCAACCUCCCUUUGCCCCCAGCCAGCUGCCACCUGCCUGCCAUCUUACAGCCAACCUGCCGCCCUCCAAAUGUUGGGCAACAACCUCCAUCAUCCUGGGCAUUGGCCAUGCUGGCUGCAGCUGAUGGCAGUUGAAGUCCAAAGCAUACAGGAGUUGGGAGAGGCUGAUAGAACCAGUAGCUAGCACUGGGAUGCAAGCGACUCAGCGGGGAAAAUGUUUUGCUGUUUUUGCUGACUCGUGCACCUGUGCUUGUGUGUGAUCCGCUUUGAAUGCAGCCAAGGUUUCCUUUGUGCGUGUUCCAGAUUCAGACUGUGAAGGUGACCUUGAGCGUGAACAAAAUUAAUAAAGGGUUUUACAAAGUUUCUGUAUGUGCAGCUGACUCCAAGGUCCUGGGAUUUGUAACUAGUGUUUGAAGAGUAGAUAAAUUAUCUCUUCCCUGUUUUUGCCUAGUAUAGUGUCUCUGGAGUUUCCAUUGCUGUUCUAACAAUGAAAGUUGUGUAUUCAGUUACUGUCUUAAGCCAAAGGUUUUCUUCUUCUUCUUAAAUGCAGCAGUAUGAUAUGGUAGGGGAAAGGGGUUUGUGCAUUUUCUGGGCAAUGCAUGCCCAGCAAUGCAGAUAGGCGCUAGAUUUUAAACAGAAAUCUGAGAUGCGACCUGACUUAAACUCGGACAGCAGAUCUCAAACUUUACCCUUAAGCUUCCUUAGGGUCAUUUCUCACUUGACCUUCUGCACUCGAGAGUAUGGAUGUCUGAAUACAAAAUGCAUGAGCCUCUCAAGCGAAAUGUGCACUUCUUGCUGGCGUUUUAUCAAUAUACAUAUACUGCUUUUCCUUGUAUAUCAUCCUGUUCAAAGAAAUUAACUGCAAAGCAGGAUGAACGUAACAUCACUUUGUUGAGUUUUGCGUUUAUUAGAUUUUAAAAAAAAUAACUUGCCCUUCCUCCCAAAGGAUCAUUGGAUGGCAAAGAACAAUCAGUAAUGCAAACAGAUCCUAAACAGCAUAUCAAAAUACUUACAAAUGGGCACAUUUAAAUACAUGUCUUUAAAGUGUGUGGAUUUAAAAUAUUACGACAUCGUAGUUGGGAAGGGAUUGGACAUCCUCACCUUCUUAAUCCCUGGGACAAGUGUCAAUAGAAUAAGAAUAAUAACCAUAACAAUAACGUUGCUGAUGAAAACUAUUACUCUUUAUUUCCCCCCAGUUCUGAUUUGAAAUUAAAGGGCAAAAGGCAGGAGGCGGGAGAGGAGGCAGAGGUGUAGAUUUAAAAUAAAAUGUACGUAAUAUGCUGUAAGAGAGCUGUGUUUGGGGUCUCCCCUGGCACUUUCAAGCAGCAUUAAUAGCAGGUGCAUUGAUGUGCAGAAGGUGGUGGGGGCGCGCGCAUGCACACCAGACUGUGGAGGUCCUGAUUCUCCCCCUUCCCUGGGCCUUGUUUUGCUGCUUGAAACUGCUCCUCUCAAGCUUCUGUUUGCACCACGAAGCAGAAAGUGCAGAUAUCAAGCCUGAAACAGCAUCUUUCAGGUUCACAGCUUGGGGGAUGUAGAGAGGUUUCAGUUAGGAAGGUGAUGUACAAAGAAAGGUCUAAUUGCCUCUCCUAGUGCUGCAGUCCAGAUCUAAGUUGUGAGGAGGGUAAAAAGGUAAAGAUAAAGGGACCCCUGACCAUUAGGCCCAGUCGUGGCCGACUCUGGGGUUGCAGAACUCAUCUCGCUUUAUUGGCUGCUUUAUUGGCUUCCGGGUCAUGUGGCCAGGAUGACUAAGCUGCUUUUGGCGAACCAGAGCAGCACACGGAAACGCCGUUUACCUUCCUGCUGGAGUGGUACCUAUUUAUCUACUUGCACUUUGAUGUGCUUUUGAACUGCUAGGUUGGCAGGAGCAGGGACCGAGCAACGGGAGCUCACCCUGUCGCGGGGAUUCAAACCGCCGACCUUCUGAUCAGCAAGCCCUAGGCUCUGUGGAUUAACCCACAGCGUCACCCGCGUCCCAGGGGAGGAGGGUACAUGGCGGUAAUUAAGCCUUUUAAAUGAUGAUGAUCAUGAUGAUGAUGCCGAGGUCUAAACAGGUCUUCAGCAUCACCUCCUGUAAAGUCCUUUAUUGACUCUGAAUUUCCUUGUUCAGGAUGUCCUCCCCAGCCAAAUGUAGGACCUGAGAUGGUUGAUAUUUGGGUGGUGGGGCAGCACACUUUGCGGUGCUUGGGUCUCAAGCCAUUUAGGACUUUUCAUGCUAGCGCUAACACCUUGAAUAUGCCCCAUUAUCUCACUGGCAGCCAGUGCAGCAGCAGCAGCAGCAGCAGCAGCAGCAAUAAUAAUAAUAAUAAUAAUAAUAAUAAUAAUAGGUAUUAGUAACAGCAACACAGGCUCUUUUUGCACAGGGGUUAUGUUCCGGACUCCCUCGCUCAUUGGCAUAAGAGUGCGCAUAAACCUGCCCUGUUCCGCCCCUUUUCCUAAUGUAUUUGUGGCAUUUGGGGGCUACUUCCGGGUUCAGCUCAUGUGCGCCAUUCGGACCUGCCUAAAUCGCUCGUUGCCUGUAGUUUAUUUUCUGCCAUUGCAGUUGGAACGGCUGCUCUUCACCAUCCUAACUCUCUUGAACGGCCUUCUGUUUGCACACACCGCUACACAGCAAAGUGCCCUUGUUGAUGAGUUCUUUGUCCCUCUUUCCACAGUUCCUGUUAAAAAUAAAACCCAGGUUUGCCAGCCUUGCCGUACACUUGACAAAGCUGCUUGCCCCCUCGCAAGCUGAAGUGAUGGCUCUCCCCUUCCGAAAAGACUUGGACAAAUACAAGGACCUCGAUGAGGAUGAAAUCCUGGGCAAGUUAUCGGAAGAAGAGUUGAAACAACUGGAAACCGUCCUGGAUGAUCUCGAUCCAGAGGUGUGUUUUGGGUCAGCGGGACGAUUCCCUCUCUUUGAAAAAGUGCUUAUCCUGCUUUCUCUUGUACAAACAUUCAGGGUAGCUAAUGCUGCAAGAGAGUGCAAAAAACAGUGGCUUGACACUACAAGAAGCCUGAAUGGAAUGAGCCCAUGUGUUAGUGCUGUUGCACGAACUGCAAGUCCCAGUAAUAAUAAUAAUAAUAAUAAUAAUAAUAAUAAUUAUUAUUAUUAUUAUUAUUUAUUAUUUAUACCCCGCCCAUCUGGCUGGGUUUCCCCAGCCACUCUGGGCGGCUUCCAACAAAACACUAAAAUACAAUAACCUAUUAAACAUUAAAAGCUUCCCUAAACAGGGCUGCCUUUAGAUGUCUUCUAAAAGUUUGGUAGUUAUUUUUCUCUUUGACAUCUGGUGGGAGGGCGUUCCACAGGGCAGGUGCCACUACCGAGAAGGCCCUCUGCCUGGUUCCCUGUAACUUGGCUUCUCGCAGUGAGGGAACCGCCAGAAGGCCCUCAGCGCUGGACCUCAGUGUCCAGGCAGAAUGAUGGGGGUGGAGACGCUCCUUCAGGUAUACAGGACCGAGGCCGUUUAGGGCUUUAAAGGUCAGCACCAAUGCUUUGAAUUGUGCUCGGAAACGUACUGGGAGCCAGUGUAGGUCUUUCAAGACUGGUGUUAUAUGGUCGCGGCGGCUGCUCCCAGUCACCAGUCUGGCUGCCGCAUUCUGGAUUAGUUGUAGUUUCCGGGUCACCUUCAAAGGUAGCCCCACGUAGAGCUCAUUGCAGUAGUCCAAGCGGGAGAUAACCAGAGCAUGCACCACUCUGGUGAGGCAGUCCGCAGGCAGGUCGGGUCUCAGCCUACGUACUAGAUGGAGCUGGUAAACAGCUGCCCUGCACACAGAAUUGACCUAUGUCUCCAUGGACAGCUGUGAGUCCAAAAUGACUCCCAGGCUGCGCACCUGGUCCUUCAGGGGCACAGUUACCCCAUUCAGGACCAGGGAGUCCUCCACACCCGCCUGCCUCCUGUCCCCCCAAAACAGUACUUCUGUCUUGUCAGGAUUCAACCUCAAUCUGUUAGCCGCCAUCCAUCCUCCAACCGCCUCCAGACACUCAGUGACAAGAGUGCAAACAUAUUUUCAAUGGAAAGCAAAUCCUGGGGAAAUCUGGGGCAUCUUGGCUGUUGCUGGAUUCUCAACUUCCAUCAGCCCCAGGCAGCAUGACCAAUGGUCAAGGAUAAGUGCCAUGUGGACAACCCUCAAAUGCUCAUCUGGUCCAGCGUCUCACAGUGGCCAACCAGAUGCCUGUGGGAAGUCUUUAAGCAGAGCAUGAAUGCAACCGUGCUCUCCCCACUGUGAUUCCCAGCAACCAGUAUACAGAAAAGGAGGUAGAGCAGGUUUCCUCAAUUUGGGUAUCCAGCUAUUUUUUUUAUUACAAUUCCCAUCAUCCCCGACCACUGGUCCUGCCAGCUAGGGAUGAUGGGAGUUGUAGUCCAACAACAGCUUGGAGAUACAAGUUUGGGAGAAGCGCAGGUACAGCAUGGUGAGAGUUGUAGUUCAUCGACAUCUGGAUGGCCACAUCUGGAAUGGCAUGUGCCUUGGAUAUGCAGGCGCAAUGGAUUUUAAGCUAUAAGCAUUAACGGGUGUGGAUUCCAGAGGAAAAGGUCAGCAGAUUGUGUGCUGCAACAUCAUCUCUGGUUCACUUUCCACACGUAGCACUCUUUUCACACCCAGAAAUGGCCUAUCCGUGAGCAAGAAAUAGGGUGCUCACAGAAUGGAUUCGGUUCAGUAGAAAAAUGCCAAAAUAAAAACAAUUUUGUUUCAGAAUAAAUCCAGCACAAAAUAUUACACAUGUAUGCACAUUGCGGGUGGCGCUGUGGGUAAAACCUCAGCGCCUAGGACUUGCCGAUCGCAUGGUCGGCGGUUCGAAUCCCCGUGGCGGGGUGCGCUCCCAUCGUUCGGUCCCAGCACCUGCCAACCUAGCAGUUCGAAAGCACCCCCGGGUGCAAGUAGAUAAAUAGGGACCGCUUACUAGCGGGAAGGUAAACGGCGUUCCGUGUGCUGCUCUGGUGCUGGUUCGCCGGAGCAGCUUCAUCACGCUGGCCACGUGACCUGGAAGUGUCUGCGGACAGCGCUGGCUCCCGGCCUCUAGAGUGAGAUGAGCGCACAACCCUAGAGUCUGGCAAGACUGGCCCGUACGGGCAGGGGUACCUUUACCUUUUAUGCACAUUGCGGCCUAGGACCCUCGUACCUACAGGACCGCCUCCCCUGGUAUGCCCCGCGGAGGACCUUAAGGUCCAUAAAUAGCAAUACCCUAGAGGUCCCGGGCCCUAAGGAAGUCAGAUUAGCCUCAACCAGGGCCAGGGCCUUUUCAGCACUGGCUCCGGCCUGGUGGAACGCUCUGCCUCAUGAGACCAGGGCCCUGCAGGAUCUGAUUUCUUUCCACAGGGCCUGUAAGACAAGAGUUGUUCCGCCUGGCCUUUGGCUUGGAAUCAGCCUGAUCCCCUCCCUCUUUUUCCUUUUCCUUCUGUGAUGGAAUCCCUAUUUGGGGACUUCCCUGGCUUUUCUGGCCCACGUAGGACCAGUCUGGAUAGUUGGCCUUGGUGAAGAUUUGACGUUUUCUCUCCCCAAACAGUUUUUGAUCUGGGCUUCCACUGAAAUGAGGCUGCAUUUUAAGUUGUACUUUAAUCCUGUUUUUAAGUUGUAUUUUAAUCAACUGUUUUUAUACUUGAUGUUAGCCGCCCUGAGCUUGGUCUUGGCCGGGGAGGGCGGGGUAUAAAUAAAAUUAAAUAAAUUAAUAUUAGCAUCGGGAUGUAUCCCAGUUCCUGCCAAGUGGAAGAGAGUCUUAUGUGUGUGUGCUCAGGGAGGGGUCUAAAAGUACGUGCACCAGAAGUAGGAUGUGAUGAAUAAAUGCAGAUAUUAUCAUUGUGUUAGAUCUGUCCUCAAACUUGCAAGUCUCAUCCUGUCCCGGGAGAUAGGGCUGAUGCAAGGAAACAUGAUGGUGGUGAUGGUUCUGUUCCCAAGACAGGACCCGGGAGGAUUUGGCCUUCUCAACCCCUUCCUAAGAUACCUGCGUGUAUUUUAAUGGACCGCUUCUGCGGUUUGUUGUUUUUUGACGAAUAAGAGCGGUAGAAGCCUUGUCGUUUUCGUUUUGCAGAAUGCACUGUUGCCUGCAGGGUUCCGGCAAAAGGACCAGACUUCCAAAAAGCCCUCCGGUGCUUUCGACAGAGAGAAACUCCUUUCGUAUCUGGAGAAGCAAGCGCUGGAACAUAAAGACGUUGAAGAUUUUGUCCCGUUCACGGGAGAAAAGAAAGGUAAGGGCGCCUCUCCCCAGCCCCACUGCCACACCAGGCACAAUGGUUUGCGCAAACUCGCCCUGAAAACUAACUGAUGUGAGUUUACUUCCUCACCUUUCUUCCUUGCUUCUGCUGUAACUGGUAAUGCUUGGCUUGGUAGUUGUACGUAAAGAUCCAGUUUAUUUACUUUUAUAUUUAAAAUAAAAAUUUUUAUUAGGUUUCUCAAAUUAAAAUUUUACACUCACGUAUCAACAUACAAUAUAAAAACAAGAAUCCUCAGAAUCUCCUGGACUUCCUCCUCCUCCCCUUUGUGGGUCCUGUUGUUAGUCCUUUCCUCCUGCAUCUUUUAUAAUAAUUCAAAACUUUCGCAUCUCCAUUAUAUCCCAAAUUCACCAUUAAACUACAAGUGCUAUGCCAAUCCCACUAACGAUUUUAGCUGUUUACAAUGAUUUCUAAGAUAGAUUAUUAAAUCCCACCCACCCCUUAUUAAAAUUUUGGUCUUCCUGAUUUCUGAUUCUUCCAGUCCAGUCAUUUUUGCCAUUUCGGCAUAGUCCCUCAACUUGAUCUGCCAUUCUUCUCUGGUAGGGACUUUAUCUUCUUUCCAUCUCUGGGCUAGUAACAUCCGCGCAGCCAUACUCACGUAUGUAAAUAGUAUUUUCUGCUCCCUUGGGAUUUCAGCACCUAGAAGUCCUUUAAAAAAGGCUUCUGGGUUUUGUUUUUAGAAAAAGUUAUUUUAAACAUUUGUAAAGAUCCAGUUUAAACCUUAUAGCCCCAUCUGUCUUCCGAGGAAUGAGACAGAGAGGAAGUAGUGUGUGUGUGUGUGUGUGUGUGUGUGUGUGUGUUUUGACUCCUUCACAUGUGUGAACUGGGCCUCGGAUGUGCACUUGCCUGCAUGAAUCUGAGGUCCUCGGGAAAUUCUGCUUUUCAGUAUCAAAGCGGAGAGGGCUGCUUCUCCAAAAUGAAUAGAGCACUCCCCUGCCCCUGUCGUAAGCGGUUGCUAAAACUUGAAAGCCUCACCCUGUCCCAGCUGUUGGCGAACAUACAAUGAGCCACUGUUGCUGGUGGAGAGGGCUGAUGCAAGAAAACUUUCUUUCGCGGAAUGACAUUUGGAAAGAAAAUACAGAUUUCAUCCACGUAACAAUGGGAGCUUUGUGGCAAAAAGCAUUGUGACUAUCAAGAAGGCAUGCAAACAAUCGUUGUCUGCUGCAAGCGUACAGCUCGAGGACCCAGAAGGGUUGGGGAAUUGAUUCCCUACUUCAGAGGUGGUGAGCUUGGGCCAAGCGGGAGUCCUAAAUUGACCCGCAAGCCUGUUUUCCUGAAGCCACACCCACCUUUCCUAUAUAUAUAUGCCGUCAGGUGUAAGCAGUGCCACAUGUAUGUAUAAGCUAAACAAGCCAUAGCUUAGGCCCCCACUCUCUUGGGGGUCCCCCAAAAAAUGUAAAGGAAAAAAAACCCUGGAUGUACAUUUCCAAAAUAUAAGAUAAGUUCAACAAUCACUUUGAUAAAAUACAUUUUGUUAUGUGCAAAUGGCUUUAGAUAUCUAUUAGGUCCAUAAAGUACCAUAUGGCAUAUAUUCAACACAAAAAACAGUGACAAUUUGUUGUUGACAAAUGACAGCUAGACAUAUAAAGGGCCCCAUUGACUUCAGUAGUUUAGGGCCUCAUCAAACCUAAAUCCGGCCCUGGGUGUAGGCAGAUAAAGAAAGAUGUGACUCCUUGCCAGAAGCAGGCUUUGCAGGCACUGGUAAAGGAAGUGUGGUUUUGCAGCUGACCGUCAGCGCUUGCAAACUGUUCUUCAUUUGCCCACAUGAUUUGAUUCAUCUGAUUUCACCUGCCUGAGAACCCCAAGCCUUUGUGGCUUGACAUCUACUUGGCCAGUUUUGGCUUCCUAUGCUACCUUGGUCAAAUCACUGAGGGUGUAUUUAGACUCAACUAGAGUGGAAAUCAGGGGACGCUGGUGGCGCUGUGGUCUAAACCACAGAACUUAAGGCUUGCCGAUCAGAAGGUCGGCGGUUCGAAUCCCUGUGACGGGGUGAGCUCCGGUUGCUCGGUCCCAGCACCUGCCCACCUGGCAGUUCAAAAACACGUCAAAGUGCAAGUAGAUAAAUAGGUACCGCUCUGGAGGGAAGGUAAAUGGCAUUUCCGUGUGCUGCUCUGGUUCGCCAGAAGUGGCUUAGUCAUGCUGGCCACAUGACCCAGAAGCUGUCUGCGGACAAAUCCCAGCUCCCUCGGCCUAUAGAACGAGAUGAGUGGCGCAACCCCAGAGUUGUCCGCAACUGGACCUAACGGUCAGGGGUCCCUUUACUUUUAGAAUAGAAAUCACCCAUGGACGUCCACAGGGCAAUGCAGUGCAUUUUGCAUUGAUUGCCUUGUUUCACAACCCAGGAUUGCUCAGCUGCAAGCCAGUCUGUUGUAAGCCAGCAACUAGGCAGUGGGUUCCUAGACUUUUCCCCUGCACAGCCCAGUUGAAAACUGCUGAGGGUCAUGAAGAACCACUUAACGAUUCUUGCCUGUUGUAGCAAAUGUAAUGCACUGUGCUAGAUGCUAUAUGAUUCUCUAUUGCCUCUGUUAUUUUGGAUCUGUUGUAUUUUAUUGCAAUACAAUUCCAUAUAAUUCAAUUAGCUACCAGAUGUUGUGUUUGAUUUUUGGCACAGGUUUUUUUUUUCUUGCACAAGUAUGUGAAAUAAAUUGAUUGAGCUGAUUGUGUUUAUAUUCUGCCUUUUCUCCAAGGAGCUCAAGGUGAUUUUCCCUCUCCUCAGUUAAUCCCCACAGCAACCCUGUGAGGUAGGUUAGACCGAGAAGCCGUGACUGGCCCAAGGUCACCCAAUGAGUGUCAUGGCUGCAUGGGGAUUUGAACCCUGGUCUCCCAGGUCCUAGUCUAGCACUCUAACCACUGCACCAAAACGGCUCUCUAUGAUUUCUGAUGCAUAAAUGCGUCAUGUUCAUCUUAGCCUUGAUUUCAUUCAGUUUUUUGUAUCAGAGCUGGAGUCUACCAGUGCCUGGAAAACCAUAGUUUUCCCACCCUGGUUUGUACACACUUCAGUGAUACUCAGCACACAUAGAAUCAUAGAAUAGAAUCAUAGAAUCAUAGAGUUGGAAGAGACCACAAGGGCCAUCGAGUCCAACCCCCUGCCAAGCAGGAAACACCAUCAGAGCAUUCCUGACAUAUGGUUGUCAAGCCUCUGCUUAAAGACCUCCAAAGAAGGAGACUCCACCACACUCCUUGGCAGCAAAUUCCACUGUCGAACAGCUCUUACUGUCAGGAAGUUCUUCCUAAUGUUUAGGUGGAAUCUUCUUUCUUGUAGUUUGGAUCCAUUGCUCCGUGUCCGCUUCUCUGGAGCAGCAGAAAACAACCUUUCUCCCUCCUCUAUGUGACAUCCUUUUAUAUAUUUGAACAUGGCUAUCAUAUCACCCCUUAACCUCCUCUUCUCCAGGCUAAACAUGCCCAGCUCCCUUAGCCGUUCCUCAUAAGGCAUCGUUUCCAGGCCUUUGACCAUUUUGGCUGCCCUCCUCUGGACACGUUCCAGUUUGUCAGUGUCCUUCUUGAACUGUGGUGCCCAGAACUGGACACAGUACUCCAGGUGAGGUCUGACCAGAGCAGAAUACAGUGGCACUAUUACUUCCCUGGAUCUAGAUGCUAUACUCCUAUUGAUGCAGCCCAGAAUUGCAUUGGCUUUUUUAGCUGCCGCGUCACACUGAUGGCUCAUGUCAAGUUUGUGGUCAACCAAGACUCCUAGAUCCUUUUCACAUGUACUGCUCUCAAGCCAGGUGUCACCCAUUUUGUAUUUAUGCCUCUCAUUUUUUUUGCCCAAGUGCAAUACUUUACAUUUCUCCCUGUUAAAAUUCAUCUUGUUUGUUUUGGCCCAGUUCUCUAAUCUGUCAAGGUCAUUUUGAAGUGUGAUCCUGUCCUCUGGGGUGUUAGCCACCCCUCCCAGUUUGGUGUCAUCUGCAAAUUUGAUCAGGAUGCCCUUGAGUCCAUCAUCCAAGUCGUUGAUAAAGAUGUUGAAUAAGACCAGGCCCAAGACAGAACCCUGUGGCACCCCACUAGUCACUCUUCUCCAGGAUGAAGAGGAUGACCCUUCGGAACUCUUAUGCCAAGUUGUUGGUGUUUUGAUAUGAAACAUGAGAUUUAUUGCGAUCAGAGACCAGCUUAAGAAACACAAAUGGAACUACAAUCCCACUAGCAAAACAAACAUUUAAAACAAUAUACAACAAUGGAUUUUAAGUUUAAAAGUGUGAUAGGCAUAUAAACACAUAAAAACUUUAAGAUAGACAACCUUAGAGAAAUGACCCCGAGUCGCCCGUGGAUCCGAGUUUGGGAAUUUUCUUAACAAACUAGAUUGAAUUGGGGGAUGGUCUGCACCUACAGAUCUGUGCGCAGAAUCUGGCGACAAUCCGGGUCGUCUUGUGGGUUUUGAUAUGUGCGUUCUCCCUCCCCCAAAAAACCACUCUACUAUGUGAUCUCCUCCUUAGAGAAAUGAAAUGUUCCCAGAUUAUCAGCAGAAACACUCCUGUGGCCCUUGCAAGCUCAAGUGCAGAUGUGUCCUUUCGACAACGUUUGUGUUGGUGCAUGUCGGGCGAGAGGAAUCUCGAAAAGCUCUCACUUGGCUCCCUGCCUGUAUAGUUAUGUCAUUGUUUCCAAAGGCUGUGCAGAGUUUUGCCCUCACAGCGACUGAACAAUGAGCUUGAGUUUUGAGCGUAUUUGCUCAUUACCUGGAAAGGAAUCUCGGAAGUGUUCUCAGAACAGAAAUAAGGGUGGGUCUGCGCAAGACGAGACUCGCUGCGAGCUCCAGUGAGACCAAGUUUGCAUUUGUGUGAGGGUCUUUUUUGUUGUCGUUGAUUGCAUGAGGCAGCAGCUAAACCAGCUCACUGUGGCAUUGAUCACAGUGUUUAAAAGGGAAGAACAAAGCAGUGUUUAAAUUUGGGUCGGUUAUGGGGACUCCCUCAGCCUCAGCCAACACAGCCAAUGGUCUGUGGGGAGUUGCCAUCCGGUGACUCUCACACUCCUUAUCUUUGAGUACUUCAGAAGUUCUUCAGAGCUGUGUGAGAAAGUUUCUGUGUGUGUGCGCUUUGGCCAAAGUGCACUCCUGGAACUGCAAUGGAAGGGAAAUAGCACAAACUGUGCUCUGCUCCACUGGCUCAGGACCGCCUCUUCCCAUAUGAACUUACCUGGACCCUGAGAUCACCUUCUGAGGCCCUUCUUCGUGUGUCGCCUCCUUGAGAGGUCCGGAGGGUGGCAACACGAGAACGGGGCCUUCUCUGCAGUGGCUCCCCUUCUGUGAAAUGCGCUCCCCCCGGAGAAGUUUGCCUGGCACCUUCAUUAUACACCUUUAGGCGCCAGACAAAAACGUUCCUUUUUAGCCAGGCCUUUGGCUGAUCUGUUUGACAUCCUAUGCCCUUUUAAAAUGUGGCUCUUUUCUUUGGGGGGUGUUAUUGGGUUGUUGUUUUUAUUCCGAUUAUAUAUGUUGUGAUCUUUUCUGUGAACUGCCCCGAGACCUCCAGGUAUAGGGUGGUAUAAAGGUAAAAGGUAAAGGGACCCCUGACCAUUAGGUCCAAUCGUGACCGACUCUGGGGUUGUGGCACUCAUCUCACUUUAUUGGCCGAGGGAGCCAGCGUACAGCUUCUGGGUCAUGUGGCCAGCAUGACAAAGCCGCUUCUGGCGAACCAGAGCAGCUCACAGAAAUGCCGUUUACCUUCCUGCCGGAGCGGUACCUAUUUAUCUACUUGCACUUUGACAUGCUUUUGAACUGCUAGGUUGGCAGGAGCUGGGACUGAACAACGGGAGCUCACCCCGUCGCAGGGAUUCGAACCGCCGACCUUCUGAUCGGCAAGUCCUAGGCUCUGUGGUUUAACCCGCAGCGCCACCCGCGUCCCUUAUAGGGUGGUAUAUAAACUCAAUAAAUAAUAAUAAGGCCGUUGCCUGGUCGUCCAGGCUUCCUCUGUCACAAGUAUGCUAUUGUUCAUAGUCUACCUCCACUCUCAGAGGCAGUGUUGAACUACAGGUAGAUGAGUUGUUAGCCUGGAGCAGCAGGGCUUUCCUUUACAUUCUCAAAGGUGUACAGUGGUGCCUCGCAAGACGAAAUGUAUUCGUUCUGCGAGUUUUUUCGUCUUGCGAAUUUUUUAUCUUGCGAAGCACGGUUUCCCAUAGGAAUGCAUUGAAAAUCCAAAAGGAAACAAACUUGCAAGACGUUUUCGUCUUGCGAAGCAAGCCCAUGGGGAAAUUCGUCUUGCGAAGCAACUCAAAAAACGAAAAACUCUUUCGUCUUGUGAGUUUUUCGUCUUGCGAGGUACCACUGUACCGUAUUUUUCGCACCAUAGGGCGCACCGGACCAUAGGGUGCACCUAGUUUUUAGAUGGGGAAAUCAAUAAAAAAAGAUCUCCCCCCCCCCAGCCCCAAAGAGCAGCGUACAGGCUGCCCACAACCUCUCCCUGCCAGAGUGGUUGCGCGGCUAUGGCACAAACCAAGGCAGCGAGCGGGAUGGAUCCCACUGGCUGCUUUGGCUUCCUGUUUAGCCCCAUGCAACCUCUCCCUCCCGGGAGAAGCUGCGCAGGGCUAAAGAAGCCAUAGCCCCUUGCAGCCUCUCCCUGCCGGAGGAGUUGCGCGCAGCUAUGGCACAAGCCUGCAUUCGCUCCAUAGGACGCACACACAUUUCCCCUCAAUUUUUGGAGGGGAAAAACUGUGUCCAAUGGAGCGAAAAAUACGGUACGUUUAUGGCUGUUCUGCAGAGUCUGCCAUGGGGAAUCCAGGUUAGGUGCUCACAGUGAAUUUUGGACAGUACCCAUUUUGUGCUUUUCAUAGAGAUUUCAUCGCCUCUGUAGUGUUGCAGCCUUUGCAGAACCCAGAAUGCUUUGCAGCUGUGGGAGAAGGCUGAGCCGCCUCAGUUCUUAACGUGCAGCUUUGCAGUGCUAGGUUUAAUAAUGGAAACAAAUGGACAGGAAAGGCACAAGAAUGGGAACUGGCAGCUUUUCCCCUGGAAAAAAACCAGGAGGGAGGUGCUUUUCCCCAGUUGCGCGCUUGCCAUGUUGCCGAGGGGGGUGGCAGCUUGCGCGUUUUCGUCAGAUUGCCUCAGAGCCCUCUUUUGUGGAGCCAAUUCUGUUUUUAAUAACAAGGUUCUUUUCCUGUUGCAUACCAUGAAGAAUAAUGCUAAUCAGAAGGAACAGAAAUGCAAUUGUGAAGGCUAUCACAGGCAGAGAAAAGUAAAAGAGAGAAGGGAGCAUGUAAUGUAUAUCCAUUGCUUUCAGCUUUUUCAGACUUGCUAUAUAAUUGGGGAGCAUUCAUAACUCUUUGGUAGAGCACUGUCCUUGUGUGCAGAAAGUCCCAAAUUCAGUCCUCAGCAUGGGAGGCAGUGAUGGCCACUAACUUGGAAGGCUUCCAAAGAGGGUGAGAGAAUUUCUUAGAGGGGAAGGCUAUCAACGGCUGCUAGCUAUGAUGUUCUACCUCAGGGGUCAGCAAACUUUUUCAGCCGUGGGCUGGUCUACCGUCCCUCAGACCAUGUGGUGGGCCGGACUACAGUGGUACCUCGGGUUACAGACGCUUCAGGUUACAGACUCUGAUAACCCAGAAAUAUUACCUCGGGUUAAGAACUUUGCUUCAGGAUGAGAGCAGUAAUCGUGCUGCGGCGGCAGCAGGAGGCCUCCUUAGCUAAAGUGGUACCUCAGGUUAAGAACAGUUUCCAGUUAAGAACGGACCUCCAGAAUGAAUUAAGUUCUUAACCCGAGGUACCACUGUAUCUUUUUUGGGGGGAAAUGAACGAAUUCCUAUGCCCCACAAAUAACCCAGAGAUGCAUUUUAAAUAAAAGCACACAUUCUACUCAUGUAAAAACACCAGGCAGGCCCCCACAAAUAACCCAGAGGUGCAUUUUAAAUAAAAGGAUACAUUCUACUCAUGUGAAAACACGCUGAUUCCCAGACUGUCCGCGGGCUGGAUUGAGAAGGCGAUUGGGCUGCAUCCGGCCCCUGGGGCUUAGUUUGCCUACCCCUGUUCUACCUCCUCCAUUGUCAAAUGUCUUUCAAUGUCAAUUUCUGGGAAUCGCAGGCAGGCAGAGGGCAGUUGUAUUCAUGCCCAGCUUGCAGGCAUCUUGCUGGCCGUGGUGAGGACAGGAUGCUGAACUAGGUGGACCAAUGCCCUGAUCUAGCAGCCUCAUCCUAUCUUGUUAUCUGGAGGGCAUGAGGUGGAUAGAUCUGUGGCAUGAGACAACUUCACAUGUUCCUGUGCGCUAUCAUAUCCAACCAGCAGCAUGAGGUCUGCUUUUAAAUGUACGUGUUUACUUUUCAGCACUUGUUUUCCUAUCGUCUUUUUUAAAAAAGAAGGAAACAACCCAUUAAAAACAACAACGCACCACUAAAUAGUGAUGUUGCCAUUGCUGCAAACCACUAUAGGCUGCGUAGUGGCCCAGUUAUGUGUUCCGGUCUAUCAGCUGAAGAUGAUGAUAUACGCCAUCGUUGAUGAGAUCAUCCCUGUACAGUGGUACCUCAGGUUACAGACGCUUCAGGUUACAGACUCCGCUAACCCAGAAAUAGUACCUCAGGUUAAGAACUUUGCUUCAGGAUGAGAACAGAAAUUGCGCAGCGGCGGCAGCGGGAGGCCCCUUUAGCUAAAGUGGUGCUUCAGGUUAAGAACUGUUUCAGGUUAAGAACGGACCUCCAGAAUGAAUUAAGUUCUUAAACCAACGUACCACUGUAUAUGAAGAAAGCAGCUCUCAAUUAGUUGUGGUAAAUCUUCUGUCUCCCAUUUUGGUUCUGAAAACUUUUGGUUCAUAGGAUUGAACCCAUUUUCAGGCCUAUUCAGAGCACACCCAUUGCAAUUAAUGUGCAUGACUGGCUAUUGUCCGUUGAUUUCAAGGUGCUUACCCUUAAGUAGGAUUUAAUAGGCUGCAACCCACAGGCCCUAUUGUACAUGGUGUCUUGGAGGCCUUGCAGAAUCAAGUUCAAUAUCAGUCAUAUUUUUUUCGACAUGGACCUCUAAAGACUAUAAAACGAGUCCAGGGCAAAAGUGGGUCUUGAGUCAUCCCAUCAGAUCUACGUCCAAGUUUUCUGUGCCAUAAAAACUCCGACCCUUUAGUCUUCCAUUGCUUGUAAUAUUGCUAAGAUGGAUUCCAGACAUAUUUGAUUCCCCCCACCCCGUUUCAUUUCCUUUUAUCUUGAAGAUCAAAGUUGGCUCUUGCCAAGACUUGUGACAACGUGAAAGUGAAUUCAAGGAAAACAGAACCAGAUGGUGAUGAGCUGGAAAGGGAGGCUUGACACUGUUUGGCGAGAUUCACUUUUCAGCAAAAGAUGCUGCCCUUUCUUGCUUCAUUAUUAUGCCUGUAUCCCAGCCUUUCUCAACCUUGGGUCCACAGAUGUUGUUGGACAACAACUCCCAUCAUUCCUGACCACACGUCCUGCAAGCUAGGGAUAAUGGGAGUUGUAGUCCAACAACAUCUACAGACCCAAGAUUGAGAAAGGCUGCUGUAUCUUGUUCUCUGUCUUUUUUUUUUUUAAUAUACAGAAUCCACAACGUAAAAUAAAAGUGCUUGGUCCAAGCAAAAUGGCUAGGAGAAGCAGGAAUUAUUUAUCUAGAUUUACUUAUAAGAUUUCUGGCCUGCCCUCCAUACGGUGUCAGGAUGGGUUGCAGCACGGUAACCAUACAGUAAUUUUAAAAGAUUAGAAUUAUUUUAAAAAGUCAAAUUGUUCCAACCAAGUUGAUGAUGAAGAAUAAGAUGAUGAUGAUAAUUAUAUGUCACCCAUCUGACUGAGUUGCCCCAGCCGCUCUGGGUGGCUUCCUACAAAUUAAAAACAUGAAUAAGUAUUAAACAUAGCAAGUAUAGAUUCAUCAAAAAGGAUUGGUCCCACAAAACAAAAUACCUUAACUCUCAAGUAAAUAAAUGUUUCUUCAGCGUAUAGGGGAAUAUGCAGUGAAGAUGCCUCUGUGAAGAGGGAUUUCUACAAAUUAGGGGCUGCCACAGAGAAAACCCUUUCACAUACCGCCAUUCCUCACACUUAUGGGAGUGGUGGAACUACUGACAGAGCCCCCUCCAAUGACCUUGACGCCCAAGAGGGUCUCUAGGGAUGGAGACAGGCUUUCAGAACCUUCUGGAGUCUCCUUCAGGAUCUGCAGAAGCCCUCAGAAUCACAGCUUUUUCUGGGAUCUGAAAGCCAAGAAGGGAUGGAGCAGAGUAUUGGUCCCAGAGCAAGGGAGUCCCGUAAUCUCAGUGCCGGGGUUGCCACUCUCUGUAACUCAGAUGGUGGGUAAACACAGAGCAGGGGCCUUGACUAUGGUCUGGAGGUAUGGUCCAGUCUGCUCCAGUGCAGUGUCCUACAACUCCCAUCAUCCUUGACUAUUGGUCAUGGCAACUGGGGCUGAUGGGAAUUGGAGUUAGAAGCUCCUGUUUUGAUAGCUCAUUGGUAGAAUAUGUGCUUUGCAUGCAGACGGUUCAAGGCUUCAUUCGACAGUAAUGGGGAUCAGGUAGCAGGGCGAAGGGAAAGAAGACCCUUUCUGCCAGGAGAGCUGUUGCCAGUCAGAGUCUGCGAUAUUGGGAUAGGUGGGCAUUAGUCUGAGCUGGCUUAAGGCUUCUUCUUAGGUUCCUGCACGUCUCUCAAUCCUCUAGCUCAAGGGUAGGGAAACUUUGGCCCUCCAGAUGUUUCUGAACUACAACUCCCAUCGCCAUUGACCAUGCUUGCUGGGGAUGAUGGGAGUUGUAGUUCAGCAACAUUUGGAGAGCUAAAGGUUGCCCACCCCUCCUCUGGGUUUUCCUGCUGCACGGGUUGGUUGCAUCUAUGUGCAUUUACAACUUUCUCAUACUGAACACACAUAUUCAGCUCCACGGUCGUUCCUAUGUUUGCUCUCAUUUGUUGUUGUUGUUUAGUCGUUUAGUCGUGUCCGACUCUUCGUGACCCCAUGGACCAGAGCAUGCCAGGCACUUCUGUCUUCCACUGCCUCCCGCAGUUUGGUCAAACUCAUGUUUGUAACUUCGAGAACACUGUCCAACCAUCUCGUCCUCUGUCGUCCCCUUCUCCUUGUGCCCUCCAUCUUUCCCAACAUCAGGGUCUUUUCCAGGGAGUCUUCUCUUCUCAUGAGGUGGCCAAAGUAUUUGAGCCUCAGCUUCACGAUCUGUCCUUCCAGUGAGCACUCAGGGCUGAUUUCCUUAAGAAUGGAUACGUUUGAUCUUCUUGCAGUCCAUGGGACUCUUGAGAGUCUCCUCCAGCACCAUAGUUCAAAAGCAUCAAUUCUUCAGCGAUCAGCCUUCUUUAUGGUCCAGCUCUCACUUCCAUACAUCACUACUGGGCAAACCAUGGCUUUAACUAUACGGACCUUUGUUGGCAAGGUGAUGUCUCUGCUUUUUAAGAUGCUGUCUAGGUUUGCCAUCGCCUUUCUCCCAAGGAGCAGGCGUCUUUUAAUUUCGUGACUGCUGUCGCCAUCUGCAGUGAUCAUGGAGCCCAAGAAAGUAAAAUCUCUCACUGCCUCCAUUUCUUCCCCUUCUAUUUGCCAGGAGGUGAUGGGCCCAGUGGCCAUGAUCUUCGUUUUUUUGAUGUUGAGCUUCAGACCAUAUUUUGCGCUCUCCUCUUUCACCCUCAUUAAAAGGUUCUUUAAUUCCUCCUCACUUUCUGCCAUCAAGGCAGCAAAUUGGGAUAGGAGUGCCAUCUACUGAAUUACUCAGAAUGCCUUAGCAGAGAAAUAUUUCACGUACUGCUGUCAGGCAUCCAUCAGAGAGAUGUCUGAAGCACCAUUUCCAGCAGCCUUUCCCAAUCUGAUGCCCUGGAAUUUGACAACCCAUCAGCCCCCAUCAAGCCUGGCUGUGCCAACCUGGUGCCAUCAGGCAUCCAUACAGAACAUCUGGCAAAUGCUGAUUUAAGUUUUGCCUGCAAUUUAAAAUGGGCCAAAAAUUGCUCAGAUGCAUUGCAAUCAAAAGACUGAAGCCAAUUAUGUUGUCGGAUUACUGAGCUACUCACUGAUCUCUAUCUAGAUGUAAUAGCUGAAUUUUCGUGUUCAAUUUGGCAAAUGCAGUCUAUAUCGAACUGGUAGACAGGCUGACAUGUUUGUUGUGGAAUGCAGCCUUUAAUGGUGAUAAUGAUCUAGGCCAGGAUCCAAGGAAGUACCUUUGGGGUAGUUCAUGAGGGCUUGGGUAUGCUCAUUAGGUGCUGUGAUUAGAAUUAUAGAAUUGUAGAGUUGGAAGGGACCAUGAGGGUCAUCUAGUCUAACCCCUUGCAAUGCAGGAAUCUUUUGCCCAACAUGGGACUUGAGUCCCAUGACCCUGAGAUUAAGAGUCUUCUACUUUACUGACUGAGCUAUCCCAGUAAUUUAAAUAAACAAAUAAAGCCAUUUUUGAGCGGCAGUAUAUGCUGUAUAUUAGCAGUGGGGAAUCUCUGGCCUGGGGUGGGGGUGUUUAAUGUGACCCUCUAUGCUUCUCUGUAUGUGUCUUUGGGACUCUCCCAGAGCCACACACGCUCCUCAUUCUUUCAUCCUCCUUGCUCACAUACCCUCCAAGAUUCCUCUGAUGAAAAUAGGGACGUCCUAUUCAAUAAUAAGGGACGCGGGUGGCGCUGUGGGUUAAACCACAGAGCCUAGGACUUGCUGAUCAGAAGGUUGGCGGUUCGAAUCCCCAUGAUAGGGUGAGCUCCCGUUGCUCGGUCCCUGCUACUGCCAACCUAGCAGUUCGAAAGCACAAACUGCAAGUAGAUAAAUAGGUACCGUUCCAGCGGGAAGGUAAACGGCGUUUCCAUGCACUGCUCUGGUUCGCCAGAAGCGGCUUAGUCAUGCUGGCCACAUGACCCGGAAGCUGUACACCGGCUCCCUCGGCCAAUAAAGCGAGAUGAGCGCCGCAACCCCAGAGUCGGUCACGACUGGACCUAACGGUCAGGGGUCCCUUUACCUUUACCUUAUUCAAUAAUAAUCAUUAGAAUAAUUUUGUUAUUUGUAUCGUGCCCAUCAGGCUGGGUUGCCGCAGCCACUCUGGGUGGCUUCCAGCACAUAUAAAACAUAACAAAACAUCAAACAUUAAAAACUUCCCUACACAGGGCUGCCUUCAGAUGUCUUCUAAAAGCCGAAUAGUUGUUUAUUUCCUUGCCAUCUGAUGGGAGGGCGUUCCACAAGGCGGGCGCCACUACCAAGAAGGCCCUCUGCCUGGUUCCCUGUAACCUUGUGUCUCUCAGUUAGGGAACCACCAGAAGGCCCUGCAUGCUAGAUCUCAGUGUCUGGGCUGAGUGAUGGGGGUGGAGACACUCCAGGUAUACAGGACUGAGGCAUUACCCCUUUAGCGAUGUGGUUUGGUUUGGUUUGGUGAGUACAGUGGUACCUUGGGUUAAGAACUUAAUUUGUUCUGGAGGUCUGUUCUUAACCUGAAACUGUUCUUCACCUGAAGCACCACUUUAGCUAAUGGGGCCUCCUUCUGCUGCGCCGUUGCUGCUGCACGAUUUCUGUUCUCAUCCUGAAGCAAAGUUCUUAACCCGAGGUAAUAUUUCUGGGUUAGCAGAGUCUGUAACCUGAAGCGUAUGUAACCUGAGGUACCACUGUAUUGACUUUGUAAGCUACUGAUCAUCAUGCAAUGUGAUUUCAGGAUCCUGCAAGGUUGUCGAAAGCUGAGCACCGAUAAUAUCCUAAAACAGCUGUCCUCCUCUUUUGAACAGGGAAAGUAUUUAUUCCAAAGCCAAAGCCAGUACAGUCUUACACAGAAGAAAAAGUGAGUCUUGAUCCGGAACUGGAGGAAGCAUUGACAAGUGCUACAGACACUGAACUAUGUGACAUUGCAGGUUGGUUGGUGUGUAUGUGUGUGUUGAGUUUGAUUUAGCUUUUCUAAAAGCAUGCUCCUGCAUAUAAGUAUUCUUAAGGCUUCUUCCUACAGCAGGGAUGGGAAGCCACGAAUGAUUGGACUACAACUCCCAUCAUCCCUAACCAUCCGCCAUGUUGGCUGGGGCUGGUGGGAGUGGGGAGUCCCAACAAUAUCAGGAGAGCCACAGGUUCCAGUCUCUGGCAUAGAUGAUGAUGGUGUGAGCCAUAUCUCAGAAGAGUGCAUGCAUGUUAGUGGCGCUGUACAAGGAGUCGUAAGAAUGACUUUGGUCUUUGGGAAAUUCUGCUGCAGAUUCAUGUUUCCGUUGCCUUAAGGGCCCAGCUGCAAAACCUAACCGCUGUUUGUUUCUCCUUUCUCCUGAACAGCUAUCCUGGGAAUGCACAACUUGAUAAGCAACUCUCAGUUUUGCGAUAUUGUGGGAAGUAGCAACGGUGUCGCCAAUGAAAGUUUCUCAAGUGAGUUUCAUGCUGAAAGUCCAGAAAUGCAACAUUGUGGGUUCGACUGAAAGUGAGCCUCGCUGAUUGCAUUGGGGUUUCCUAAUGCAAUUGAGCACAUGCAGACGCAUGGUGGAUUCUUUUUGUGUGCCAUUUUUAUUUUAAAGUGUCCUAAGCUAUUGUCCUGGACAAGGCAGCAGCUUAAUAGGAUUCCUUCGGCGUGCCAAGGCUACUCUGUUGUGAGAGGUGACUUUGUGGGUCUCUUAUGCCUUUGUUAAGGAGGUUCAAGAGGCUCUUCUCGUCAUAAUAUUCCUGUGAGGCUUAAUUGCACAGUUUUAUGCCCCAUCUGCACAACAACAACUAUUUAUUAUUUAUAUCCCGCCCAUCUGGCUGGGUUUCCCCAGCCACCCUGGGCAGCUCCCAACAGAAUUAUAAUAAUAAUAAUAAAUUAAACUGAUAAAACAUUAACAUUGGUCCAAGGAGCAUCUUUAAAAACUGGGCAUGUGGUGGGGGCACGAAUCUUCAGGAUGUCUCCCCUCUUUCCCAUGACUUUACCUUCUGCACAACUACCGGCACAUUGUGCCAUGGGGGUACAAAACCGAAAAGGUCCAGAAAGUCAGUCAAUCCAUCUGAACAGCUUUCAAGACAAGACAAGAACAGAAGAAGGGAUCUGAAUGGCUGCCAACUGAUCCAACUGACUGGGCUUUCAGCCAGGGAUCCUUUCAAAGAACUCACCUGGCCUCCUAGGAAACAAAACAUUCCCCAGGAUUCCAUAGCUGUAAGGCGGCUGAGGGAGAGGCAGUAGGCAGACGCAAGUCCCACGCUGCCAUUUCAGGCAGACGGAACCUGCAGGCAGCUAAGCCACCAUGUCACUCCUAAAAAGUUUCGUGAGCCCUUUAAAAAAAAUAAAAUCAUUUUGUCCCGUCCGCCCAGUGAUGACACCUGGGGCGGGGCACCCCCCCUUCCUCCGCCACUGUGCCUCCCAUCUUUCCCAUGACUUUACCUUCUACACCACCAGUGCCACAAAGAUCUUCAGAACCAAAAAGGUCCAGAAAGUCCGUCAAACAACUUCCAAGACCACAAAAGAAGAAUCGCUGCUUUAUGGGCUGCUAACUGAUCCAACUGGCUUUCAACUGACCCAGGGAUUCUUUCAAGCAACCACCUGGUUUCCUAGGAAACAAAACAUUCCCCAGGAUUCCACAGCUGGUUGUGAGGUCAGAGCCUGGCCAAGGACGGAAGCCAAUGGGCUCUGGGCUCCAGGAACGCUCUCUCUGCCAGGCCCAGGGAACCACUGGGCAACUUCAGGAAGCUGCCAAGCGUCUGACCCUCCUUCUUUCCCUCAGAGAAUCCCGGGCACUGAAGUUUACCUCUCACAGAGUUACAGUGGUGCCUCGCAAGACAAAAAUAAUCCGUUCCGUGAGUCUCUUCGUCUAGCGGUUUUUUCGUCUUGCGAAGCAACCCUAUUAGCGGCUUAGCGGAUUAGCGCUAUUAGCGGUUUAGCGGCUAUUAAAGGCUUAGCAGCUUAGCGGCUAAAAGGCUAUUAGCGGCUUAGCGGCUUAGAAAAAGGGGGGGGGGAGCGAAAAAAAUCGCAAGACUUUUUCGUCUAGCGAAGCAAGCCCAUAGGGAAAUUCGUCUUGCGAAGCGCAUCGAAAAACGGAAAACCCUUUUGUCUAGUGGGUUUUUCGUCUUGCGAGGCAUUCGUCUUGCGGGGCACCACUGUACAAUUCCCAGCAACUGAACAAGAACAAGAAUAAGAAUAGUUUACUUAUACCCUGCCUAUCAGGCUGGGUUUCCCCAGCCACUCUGGGCGGCUCCCAACAGAACAUUAAAACACAAUAAAACACAAUAAAACAGGCUUCCUCAACCUUGGACCUCCAGAUGUUUUUGGCCUACAACUCCCAUGAUCCCUAGCUAGCAAGACCAGUGAUCAGGGAUGAUGGGAAUUGUAGUCUCAAAAACAUCUGGAGGGCCGAGGUUUAAAAAGCCUGGAAUAAAACAUCAAACAUUUAAAAACUUUCCUAAACAAGGCAGCCUUCAGAUGUCUUCUAAAAGUUAGAUAGUUGUUUUAUUUCUUUCACAUCGGAUGGGAGGGCGUUCCACAGGGCAGGCACCACUACCGAGAAGGCCCUCUGCCUGGUUCCCUGCAACCUCACCUCUCGCAGUGAGGGAACCACCAGAAGGCCCUGCAUGCUAGAUCUCAGUGUCCGGGCUGAACAAUGGGGCUGGAGACGCUCCUUCAGGGAUAUUGGGCUGAGACCAUUUAGGGCUUUAAAGGUCAGCACCGACACCGGGUUUUUUCCAAUCACCCCUCCCUCCCACAAACACUAUACAUUUAAAGCAGUGUCCUACCACUUUACAUAGUCAUGGCUUCCCCACCACAAUGCAACAGAGCUCAUCAUGAUUUAACAGUCAGUCCUUCUUUCCAGGGAACUCUCCUCAAGAUCCUUUCUGUUGGAGGAAGGAUUUUUUGGGAGCGGCAACCCAUUGGCGGUCCAACACAAUACUCAUAAAGGGAUGUAAUGAUUUGUUUGUAUGGUUGUAUCAGACGCAUUCAGAGCAGACCCCCUAAUUUCAGGUGGUCUACUACGAGUACAAUUUAGUGGGAUACAACCUGUAAUUUAUCUUUUUACCAUUCCAGAUUUUUCAUUUAAAGUUCUCCCAAUAUCAGUAACACAUGACAUCUUGAGGAAGCGGUGGGGCAUUGUAAAGAAUUUUGUUUUCCAUUACUAUUAUUAUUAAAAUGUAUAUACUGUCCUAUAUCCACAGGUCUCAGGGCGGUUCACAAGAUAAAAUCACAAUAUUAAAACACAAAAUACAUAAUCAAAAUAAAAACAAGAACGACUCAAUAACCUCCCACAAAUAGUCAGAGAAGGAAAAUUUAAAACACACACACACACACACACACACACACACACACACAGUAUUUGUAAUAAAACAUAUAAAAAUAAGCAACCAUCAGAUACCAUCAUGGAGUAAAUUAAAAGAUCAAUGUAACUGUCUUUCAAAUUAAAACAUUUUAAACAUUAGUUUUUUACAAUUAAAUUGGAAUAGAAUUGAGUUUCCUUCUGCAUUGCAUUGGCAUGGGCUCUGGCAAUAUAUUUUUUAAAGAAUUCAAGAUAUGGGAGGUUGUGCUGUGUACUUUGGUUUAUCCCUAUGUUUCCAUACUACAGACUUCUCCCUGUGGAAUUUUGUUGAUGGUAGUUGACAGUUUGCCCUGACAGAAAAAUGUUGCAACACCUGAACCUGUAUUUUAAAACUAGUACCGGCGCCGUUUGGGGUGUGUGAUUGAAAAAUUCAAUGUUCGUGUUUCUCACAUUCCCUGUCUCUCGAUUCAGAUGUGGUCAAAGGCGAAAAGAUCAUGCCCAUCUUCAACGAGCCACCAAAUCCCACAAACGUAGAGGAGAGUUUGCAAAGGAUUAAAGACAACGAUUCACGCCUUGUUGAAGUCAACUUGAACAACAUAAAGGUAACUGUGAAGCAUACAGAGAACAGCAGGGAUGGAAAGCCAGUGGCUCUCCAGAUGUUGCUGGACUACAACUCCCAUGAUCCCUGACUCAACCACGUUGGCCAAGGCUGAUGGGAGUCUAACAGCAUCCGGUGGGGUACAGGUGCCUGUUCCUGGAGUCCAGAAAUGUAGCUUUCAAAAUGACUGGAAUUUCUGUGUCCAUGGCAAUGUGGCUCCAGUGUUUUAUGAUGGCAAAUAGUGUGCUUAACUUAGUACAAUGCAAAUUGUUAUUUAAUUAGUCGUACCUUGGAUUCCGUUCGACUUCCAAAACCAAAUUGCAGCUUCUGAUUGGCUGCAGGAAGUUCCUGCAACCAAUCAGAAGCUGUGGAAUCCUCGUCGGAUGUUUGGGUUCCAAAAGAACAUUUGCAAACCGGAACAAUUACUUCCGGGUUUGCGGCAUUUGGGAGCCAAAGCGUACGAGUUCCAGGGCAUUCGGGAUCCAAGGUACGACUGUAUUGUUUUUAUUUUGGUUUUUUGACCUGUGGAUAUUUACAGUGGCACAUGCUGUCCUUGCUGAGAGUUUUUAGGAAAUCCCUGUUCUCAGAGUUCCUUGGAUUCACUGUGAACCAUUCUGGGAAUUUUAGCUCUCUGAAAGGGAAAAGGAACCCCGUAACAACUCUCAGCACCCUUAACAAAACUACAGCUCCCAAGAUUACUUGCUGGAAGCCAUGACUAUUUAAAGUUGGAAGCUGCCCAGAGUGGCUGGGGAAACCCAGCCAGAUGGGCGGGGUAUUCUUAUUCUUAUUCUUAUUAUUUAUAUGUUUAGUGUGGGGCAUCUCUCUUUCUGCCACCCUCUCCCCUCGUUUUCCUCCCUCGUGAAAAUAGACCAAGGGCCCCACUUCUCCCAAGUUGAAGGAAGGAGGGAACUGCCAUCAAAAUAUUAAUUGUGUCUUAUUCUCUUUUAAUUUUGAUUGAAGAACAUUCCCAUUCCAACACUGAAAGAAUUUGCCAAGGCAUUGGAAACAAAUACUUACGUGAAGAGCUUCAGCCUUGCGGCUACUCGGAGCAACGACCCUGUUGCUGUCGUAAGUGAGAUUCCAGGGUUCGCUAAUCUAGGGUGUUGUCUUGAAACGAGGUACUCAAAACAAUUGAGUUAAGGUAAAAGGCGGUGCAUGAGGGAGAGAUGCUUUCAAAACCUGUUGUGCCUUGGAUAAGCUCAGACUAAGGCUGACACUAGGGGUCUCAUUCUGGUGCAAGAACCAGAGGACAUAGUCAGAAGGGUCAGGGGCACGAGAGGGUUGUUUUAUUGAUUAUAGUUUAGAUAUUAUUUUAACUGUUGAGUGGAUUUCUGUUUAACUUUUAUAUGUUGAUAUUAUUAUUUUAUACUAUUCCAAUGAUUGUUGAAUGUUACUUUUUUGAUGGAGGUUGCCUAUAUUAAAGUUAUGGUUUAUUAUCACAUUUUUGUAUUGCAUUAGAUUGUCAUAAGAUGUACAUUUUUUGUUUCUUCAGCUUGUAAACCGCCUUGAGUAUUGUAAGAUAGAAAGGCGGUAUACAAAUGAAAAAUGAUAAAAUGAUAAUGAGGGGGAGAUGAGGCAAGACUAGUCCCUUCAGCAGCUUUUCACAAUAAUGAGUUGUUCAAACUGAGAAAUUGACUUGGAUGUUUGGGUUUUUAUAGGGCCUGGUGGGCUCUGAUUGGCCAGGGGUUGGUCAGCUGACAGUGUUCCGGUAGUUUCUGAAGCCUAGGUGAUACUGUUGCGCUGUAGAAUUUAGCCAGGUUUGCAGGAUGAGGCAAGGCUGAAAGCAUUGUAAGAUGUUGGUGGAAGGGAAGUCUUGAACCAGGACACCGUCACUCUCAUCGCCUUUUGGGUAUUGACCGUUAUGGUGUAGGCUUUCAUUCAUGCCUGACAUGGUCGUACUCUACUUUGGUUUUCCUUAUGGGCUGAUUUCAUUGACACCUCUUUGUAUUUCAAGGCUUUUGCCGACAUGCUGAGGGUGAACAAAACACUGAAGAGUCUAAACAUUGAAUCCAACUUCAUCACCGGUGUGGGCAUAUUGGCAUUGGUCGAAGCACUCAAGGAGAACGAAACCCUGACCGAAAUAAAGAUCGAUAACCAGGUAACUUCAGCUGCUUCUUAUGCAAAGUUAACUGUCAAAGUGCAGGCUAGCCAGGAUCCAAAGCUUUGUUGUGAAAAAUAAAUAAUUCUAGUUUGGUGGGGGUGAGGCUGAAGGUUGAGCUAUUGGUCCACCUCUCAAAUGACACUGUUUGGUGGAAGCUGUAACUGCAUAGAUUCUGCAUUCAGACCUUCUACUGAACACUCAGAGGGCUGAGAGAUUGAAAGUGAGGGCCUAUUGGCCGCAUUACACAUUUCAAAUGUCUCCUUUCAGCCUGAAUGUUGUAGUGGGACAAAUUAGGCAAUUUUACCCUUCAGAGGAGUGAUGCCUUUGGAGUAAUUAAUCCUUUCCUGAAGCAUUUUUUAAAUAAAAAAAAUCCUUCCAGUAGCACCUUGUUAUUGGUAUGAUCUUUCGUGUGCAUGUCUCUCUAUUUCCAUCUGUCUGCCAACUGCUUUCCCAACUGCUUCUUCCCAACCAACCAACUAACUAAACAUUGUGGCCGAUGCUUUAUCAAGAAGACUCGAUGAUUCUUGUGUGAGGGGAGGUAGAAAUAAACUUUAAAUGCAUUUGAAACGCUGUUACCCUUUACCCUCUUAGUCUUAUUUUAUCCUGGCUCUAACUUUUAUCCUGGCUCCCUCCCCCCUUAAAGAAGUUUGAUCAGACCCGAUGAUGAAGGUUAACCAUGGACAGUUAAUAAUUUUUCCUCUGUUCAGUUAUCCCUACUGAUCAAACUUCUUUAAUCUGGGAGGGAUGUGGCGUUUGCCCGUUCUUUUGAAAAUGUCUGUACAGGGGGAGAGAAAGAGUUAAUAGGUAGACCAAUAGAAAGCCAGAGGCGGAGCCUACCUGUUUAUAAAAGGGGUUAGCCCAAGGUUUAGUUGGUUGGUUGGUUGGGAAAAGCAGUUGGGAAAGCAGUUGGCAGACAGAUGGAAAUAGAGAGACAGUUAGUGCAGUUGGUUCUUGUGUGAGGGUCCCUACAGAAGUUGAAGCUAUACAUCUGGGCAACAGUGUGCAUGCACACGAAAGCUCAUACCAAUAACAAACUUAGUUGGUCACUAAGGUGCUACUGGAAGGAUUUUUAAAAAAAUUUUUUUGACUACAGCAGACCAACACGGCUACCUACCUGUAACAUUUUUUAAUCUACAACAUGAAUUUAAUUCUCUCUCCCCCGCUUAGUUCUGUGUUGGUCUUGAACAGCCGCCUUCCAAUGACAGUAAUUGCCCUAUAACUUUAAUUGCUGAGACUAAAAAUAGCUGUUUUGUUUUUUUAAAAAAUGUUAGCUACUCUUUACAUACUAGUUAUUAAACAAAUUAGUUUUGACAGUUGAGAUAGGGAUGUUGUGGUAUUGUUUUUAACAUGCGGUUUGCAAUCUCUGCACACACAUAGUCCAUAUCUGUCCUGAGCUUACAAUUUUUUUAAAUAAUUAGAUAUGCUCUGAUAUCUUAUAUUUUAAAAAAUGGUUUGUCUGUUUUUCUCUCGGGGCAUUUGGACACCUCUUAAGAUACCGUAACCAAAUACGCAUGAUGGUUUCUGAAACCUGGUUUUCAUCUGUGUUUGGAUAAAACUGAGCACCAUUCUGAAUCAAGAUGACAGACCAAACCUUUCAAAAUGGCACUGACUUCUUAAAAUCACUGGAGUUUUUAUUAGUUUCUUAAAAUUCCCAAGCAGUGUCAGUUCAUAGAAUCAUAGAAUUGGAAGGGACCCAAGGGUCAUCUAGUCCAACCCCCUGCAAUGCUAAAGCAUCCAUGACAGAUGGCCAUCCAACCUCUGCUUAAAAACCUCCUAGGAAGGAGAGUCCACCACCUCUUGUGGGAGUCUGUUUGACUGCCAAACUGCUCUUACUGUGAGUUGUGAGGCUGCCAGGGCAGUAUCAAAGCAUUAAUAAUGAUAAUAAUAAUUUUAUUUUUACCCUAUCUGACUCUUAUUGAAAGCAGGAGACGAUUUGCCUCAAGGUUUAAUUUGGUGCCUGAAAGUUUAAUAGUUUCUGAAUUCGAAACAUAACUCCUCUUAACUGACCCUUUUAGGGUCAAAUCACCCAUCUCAGUGUUCCCACUACUGAUCUAAAAAUCCCAAGGUGCUUAGGAGACUUUAUUUUGGGCAACCCUGGACCGACGUUUGCUGAUUUUCUAAUGCUUUGUUGAUUCCACCAGAGGCAGCAGUUGGGGACCCCUGUAGAAACGGAGAUCGUGAAGAUGCUUGAGGAUAACACAAAGAUCCUCAAGUUCGGAUAUCACUUCACACAGCAGGGACCGCGAGCCAGAGCAGCGGAUGCAAUUACGAAAAACAACGAUUUGGGUAAGGCGUUUUCUGCUGCAGAACCAGCAGGCCUCAGUCACACUGAGCGUAGUGGCAGCUACUUGGCAUAAUUUGUUUAAGAAUGUGCCUGUGAGGAAAACUGACACCAAAAGUUCAGCCCCUCCAGCGGAUAUCCUCCCCCUACACAUUGAUUCCUCUUCAAGAGCCUCGUUGGAUCAGGCCUAAGGCCUGUCUCAGGGGUGGGGAACCUCAAACUAAAUGUGGCCCUCUAGGUUGCUCUUAUCUUGCCUCCUUCUGCUUUUGCCUGGCUGGAAAGUGUCCUUCAACUCUGAUCAUUCAUCUUACUUUCCUGGAUGAAGGUGGGUGUGAAACUGCUGGAUUUGUAUAAUUGGAAUAUAACCUGCCGAACAAAGGUUAAGAGUCACUUGCAUUGCUCCAUCCUUCAGUUGCCUUAGGACCCCACAUACUACUCGUGUGUAGUCCUCAGAAGGUUGCCUGCUGUGGAAUGUGGCCUUCUGCCUGCAAAAUGUUCCCCACGUCUGGCCUAUUGAAUACCGCAUCUAGUUUCUCCUCAUGGCCAGCCAGAUUGAUUUACUUAGUCAAGGGAUAAUAAUAAUAAUAAUAAUAAUAAUAAUAUAUUCUGCCCUUCAUCCAAAGACCCCAAGGCAGUUCACAACAGAAAAAUACAAAAUGCGAACACAAAAUACAGUGGUACCUCGGUUCUCGAAUGUCUGCAUUGACAAACGUUUCGGAACCUGAACACCGAAAACCCAGAAGAAAAUGCUUCCAUUUUUGAACACACCUCAGAAGUUAAACAGCUUCCUCUGCGUGUUUUUCAAUUUUCUCUCUUUUUAAAAAAAUAAUGCUUUAUUAGUUAACAAAAUAAAUACAGUUAACAAGCAGUAAUACAGUUCUUGUUACUUGUACAACAAGCACAGGAAGAGCAUAAAAUAAUACAAAAAACAAAUUUCAAUCAUGUAGUGAGAAUAAACUACAUGUAACCUUAAAUGCUGUUUGUUACUGUACGAACGAAAUAUUAUUGUUGUGUUUAACUUCCAGGGUUGGUUGUUUUCGAUUUUCUCAAUGUGAUUUGCAGACUGCCCUUUGCGGCUUGAUUUCUGAACAUUACGGAAGUCAAACGGUUUUCCGGAUUAUGUUCGAGAACCGAGAUACCACUGUAUGUAAUAAAACAGACCUGAACAAGUAAUGCCUCCUUCCACAAAAUGCUGCUAUUUAACUGUAAAGUUUUCCAGAGUGGCUCCCCUGAGACUUAUAACAAACCCAAGGGAAGAGGAAUUGGAGGGAAUGGGGAGGAAAGCAAGCAGGUUUAACCACAAGUGUCCUGGGUAGUAGAUGUUGCCUAUUGGGAGUGGUAGGGCCAAAGGCCAAACAGUCUGUUGUGCCUGAGCCACUGACAGGGAGAGCCAACCCCAUUCUAGUUUUGGCCCCGUCCUCUUCCCCGCUGAGUUCUACAAAGGGCAGCACUGAGGCUAAGGCGGAGCUGACCAGCUGUUUGUAAAUAGGAAGGUGGUUGGGUAGAGAGCUGGCUGAGGGCAUUUUGCAAUGCGAGAAUCUUUUUGCCCAAUGUGGGACUCAAAACCAUGACCCUGUACUGAGAUGAAGCGACUCAUGCUCUACUGACUGAGCUUAAGAGUUGCUUGAACAGCUACUAACAAAGAGUACAGUGGUACCUCGGGUUAAGUACUUAAUUCGUUCCGGAGGUCCGUUCUUAACCUGAAACUGUUCUUAACCUGAAGCACCACUUUAGCUAAUGGGGCCUCCUGCUGCCGCCGCGCCGCCGGAGCACGAUUUCUGUUCUCCUCCUGAAGCAAAGUUCUUCACCCGAGGUACUAUUUCUGGGUUAGCGAAGUCUGUAACCUGAAGCGUAUGUAACCUGAAGUGUAUGUAACCCGAAGUACCACUGUACAUGCAAAGCACCUGUGGGAUGGAGGGCAAAAGGUGCCCUCAACACUGCAGGAAAAGACUCUAGGCUUCUAAGGAAAUAUAACUUGGCCUCUUCUUACUUUCAUUUUCAAAAAGCUGCUCAGCACAUUGUAAACUUUCCUGUUUUCCACCGCUGCCCCAAAUUCCAGCUGUGAUAUGUCAUUGCUGGAUGGUCUAUCCUUUCUCAUCUAUUUAUAUCUUGCUUUUUUAUUUUGCUUUCCUAGUUUGGCGUAUAGGAGUAAAAAUGUCAUCAAAUGCCCUUUCAUCUCUUCAGCCCUGAAGCUUCUGAGACAGGUUAUUGCAAACGCCCAACUGGGUACUGAACACUGCAAGAGAAACUCUCUUAAAACCUCUCCUUGUCUCUGUAUGAGUCUCCUAACAGCUCUUCGUGUGCACACUGUUGCUCCAUGUUUCCAUCACACUCUUCUGCAUGCUUUUUUUUCAUUUCGUGGAGGCUCUGGAAUUCCAUUCUAAUAGCAUGAUUAAUUAGGGAGGUGCAAAUGAAAUCCUGUACAAUUCUGUUCUUGAGGCAGUUUCAUGCAGCAAUGGGUUGCAAUAUAUAGUGUCAUAAUGGGUCGCUGUUUUUAAAGAACAGGCUCAGAACUGAUUGGGCUCAAAAGUGUAGGGUGCGGAAUAAAGAAAAAUACAAAAUAAAUGUAACAAGUGGACUUUUCCACUUGCAUGUCGACACGUUUGGGUGCUGCUGUUAACAAGGUUGUUGAUAAUAAUAAUAAUAAUUUAAUAAUAAUUUAUUAUUUAUACCCCGCCCAUCUGGCUGAGUUUCCCCAGCCACUCUGGGCGGCUUCCAAUCGAGUGUUAAAAACAAUACAGCGUUAAAUAUUAAAAACUUCCCUAAACAGGGCUGCCUUCAGAUGUCUUUUAAAGAUAUAAAAUAAUAAUUUAUUAUUAAAAGAUUUCACUUCCUUUGGGAUACCCUCCUUGAUCCAGUUAAAUAAAAUCAACGUUGGACUAAGUUCUAGUGUAAUUCCCAUAAUUCAUGUUAUAUUCACCACCAAAAAUACGUUAUUAUCAUGUAUUUAUUACCCACCCUUCACCCUAAGGUCUUAGGGCAGGUUACAGCAAUUAAAACACAAUGUUAAAAACAGUUCAAACCAUCUUGCAAACACAGAUUGAGGUGGGUCCUAAAUAUAUAUCAAAAGCCAGGGUGAAGAUGUGUGUUUGGUGUUUACUGAAAGCUGUACAAUGGAGAAGCCUGGGGCACCUGUUUUGGGAGAGAAUUUCACAAUUUUGGGGCUGCCACAGAGAAGGCCGUUUUCCGAGCCACCUCAGCCCCAAGCUUCUGAGGAUGGGAAAACAACCAAUAGGGUCUCCUCUUCAAUCUUAACACCCAAAGCGGUCUGUAGGGCUUUAAACACUAACAUGGGCACCUUAAAUUGGGCCUGGAAAUAAACUCAGCAACCAGUGCACUUGUAUUAAAACACGUUAGGUAAGAUCUAAACAGAACCGCUGGCAGUAAUCUAUCUGGCCACUGCAUUUUGGACCAGUGGAGGUUUUCAAGUCGUCUCCAAAGUGGAACGUGUUCCAAUAAUCCAAUCUUUGGGGCAUUUUGUUCUUUCCCAGUUUGGACGCUGCAAUGAAGAAAGGUGGAGAGGGGCAUCAAAUUUUGAGAUGAAAGGACUGUGAGCUCAUUUCCAGUACCGAAUUAAAAAAUGUACUGGGCCAUGUGCUCAGAGGCUCCUUGUUCCUUAAUUCUGUGGGCCCAGCUACACAACGAUAAUGGCUUAUCAUUGCCUUUAAGUUGGGUACGGGGGCACAUUUGUUCCACAAACCUAACUGGACCCAGCACAGGUUCCACUUUGGCCUGUGAGGCUGUUUCCCACAAAUGCUCUCUCCUGAUGUCCCAUAACAUCGCUCGCAAUUAUGCUUGCUGCCUCCACCAAUCAGCUGCGUAAGCCAACUGGGAUCAACUGCGCCAUUGCGUUCCGCAUUGGUUAAAAUGAAGGGCUUUUUAAAAACAUGAAUUGCCUGUGCAGGAUGUGCAGGAGAAUCCUAGUAUAAGCGGGCUUCAACAACUCUUUACCUUCUUCUGCUUUCCCUAGGCCUGCAAGUUGUGGAAUCAAACCAGCAGCUGCAGUUAAAAGGCACAGAUAUGUAGUUAAUAUCUUAUGUGGUAUAUAAAUUUCAUUAAAUUAAUAAGUGUGUCUGUGCCUCUGAGCUGCUGUUUUACACUCCAGCGGGUUCUAGAAAAAGCAAAUUGGAUUCUUCAAAGCCUAGGUCUGCCUGCACCAAUGGAGGGAGCUUCUUAGUUACCGAUUCUUACAAAAAAUGAGUUUUCGGUACAUUUAAACUUAGAAGUUUUGAAUAACUGUUUCCUUUCAAAAUACAGGGCUGAUACAUUUUUUUUUCCUCCUUGCUUAAUAUACAUGUUCAGUAACCUUCUGAAAAUAUUUACAAGACUGUUUGGACUCUCUCCACUGUUGACGUGAUGGACUAACGUGUUUUCUUAACCUAACUAAAAGGCCAGAGAAUUGUGUGCGCAGAAUUGGCCAGCUAAAUCUUUGGCUUAUCAAAUUAACUGUUUUGGAAUGAAUACCGUAUUUUUCGCACCAUAGGGCGCACCGGACCAUAGGGCGCACCCUUCUGUUCCUCCUCCGGCUUCGCAUGACAGGCGCGUUGCUCAAGGGGCGCUGCGCCUUCUCUCUCUCUCUGCGCAGCGCCUCUCCUUCACAGGAGAGGUGCUGCGCAGAGAGGGAGAGAAGGCGCAGCGCUCUUCAGCAGGCUGGAGAAGGAACAGAAGGAGACCCUUCUGUUCCUCCUCCGGCUUCCAGGACAGGCGCGUCGCCGCAAAGCCAAGGAGCCUGCAUUCGCUCCAUAGGACGCACACACAUUUCCCCUUCAUUUUUGAAGGGGAAAAAGUGCGUCCUAUAGAGCGAAAAAUACGGUAUUUCCCUGCCUGGUUUGAAAAAACAAAACAAGGUUUGCAGUAGGAGACCUCCUUGAACUGUUGCAUAAUAUGCUGUGUUUUUAAUCUCUUACCAAUUCAGGUCAACAUGACCUGCUUGCUGAGAAUUGUGUUUUUGUGCUGUGCAAAGACUCCAGACCCGUUUUAAAAAGUGCUGAAUAACAUCAAGUAUCUUUGCUAUGCAGGCAAAAGGCACAGGAAGAGUAAUUGCAGCAACAGCUCCGCAGUCCCAAUGCGCUGCAGCAUGGAUGUGGUUUGUUUUGUUAACCACAUCGCAUAGCCACUGCCACAUUACAAGCUGUUCUUCAGGUUCGGUGGGGCUUUUAAAAUUUGGCUUGCUGGAUGGUGAGAAUGGACCAUCCAUCAGUCAUGGAUGCUUUGGAAUGACAUGGGAUGUGGCUUGGAGCAGCGCAGUGGGAGAGAGAGGGAUAGGUGGAAUGCGAGAUGGGUAUUAGUUAUGUAAGCAGAAGUCCCUUUGUGCUCACUCAAGGAAACUUUGGAUCCAACCCAUAAUAAACAAAGGAAAUUUUUAAAAAUCGCUAAAGGGUAGGAGAAUUCAGUCAUGGCCACCAUUUUUAAUGUGCAUGACAGAUGCUGCAAUUAGUCCUCCUAGUUCUUGGCUGUUAAUAGACGUCAUUCCAGUAACUGAAACAUGAUAGCCUUACACCAGCGUUGUCUCAUGUCUUGUUUCUCUUCCCCCACCUCUGUGGGCACAGUUCGCAAAAGAAGAGUGGAAGGAGACCAUCAAUAAACCUUCGUGGCUUCCAGAUGUGUGUGGCAUGGAGAAUUUGGAGCUCAUCCAGGUGCAUCUGCUGAGAUGGUUUCUUCGGCAACCUCAAGAUUACUUCUUAGCUGGGUAGAAGGGAAAAGACUGGAAUCGCCAUUCCUCCUGUUGUCGGGUGUUCUGUUUUUGUGUGUCUGUGUUGUAAAUGUAUAUUUGUAUGCGUGAUAUCCAACACAUGUAUGUUCAAAGCCCUGUAACUACAUCUGCCCAAGAUCAGUUCUUGAACAGCCUUUCAUUUCAGAACUUGGGUGUGUGUCUUCCACAAAGAUAAGUACCAAUUCUAGCAUCUGCGGAGUAUCGUCAUGACAUGCAGUCAAGGAUCGGCAGACAGUUUUAAACCCGCAGGGAGGAAGUUUUCAGGCAGGAAACCCGGAGUCCUUAUUUAAAAUACGGACUCCAUAUUUUUAGAAAACAAAUGUUUCGGGUGGGGUGGGGUUGGGGGAGAGAAAGAGACCCUUCCAAGAAAAACAAAGGGCUUUGACCACUUACUUCAACUUUGUAUGUGAUGCGGAUAAAUCACUGAUGCCGCUGUUACUCCUCCGGUUCUUAACGUGCUUUGACCAUGUAGAAUGCUUUCUUGAUAUGGAGAUUUAAGCUUGAAACUUCUUUUUAUAAGAGAUUAUUAUCCCACUUUUAAGGGCUGCUUCUACUCUCUUACCUCAUUGGAGGUAAGUGAAGCCGACAGAAAUGGAGAUUGAAAUUUUAAGCCCACGGCCUUUGCAAUAUCUGGUGUUUGGUUGGCUUCCUUUUCUGUCAACGUACAGAACAUGACGUUUCGGCACCUUUGUUCUGUUAUGUCUGAACUGGAUGUAUUUAUGGACCUUUUGUUGUUUUUGUUUCAUCCGCGUCGUGUCGAGUUAUAUUCCUUGGAAUCUCUCUCUGUGUGAGUAUAUAUAUGUGUGUGUGUGUGUGCACAUGUGUGUGCGCGCACACACACACACACUCUUCAGUGGCAGCAUGCCAAACCUACACAAACGGCAUCUGAGUCAUAGCACAGCAUCAAGUAGCAGUCCGCUGGUAUGCUGUUUUGUAUAGGCCAAAACACAUGGCAACCAGGUUUUAUGCUCUUUGGCUGUGAGUUCUGACCAGUGUGACAUGGCACGUUUUUAGAAACUUCAGGCUUCCUGUACUUACAAGCACCCACAGACAGCUGUUGCGGCCUUGCAGCCUCUGAGCACCUCAACAGGGCCCACUUUCACCGAUGCCUCCCAUGAGCCACCAUUUUAAAUUACCCACAAUGCCCCAGGGCAGUCAACGGAGCAUCACUUGGGCAUCGUGAGGAAUUAAAAUGGCUUCCAGUUGGGCGCCACCAUUUUUAGUUUCCCACAGUGCUGUGGGGCAAUACAUUGACUGCUCUGAGAUGCCGUGGGGAUUUUUUAAUGGCGGCUUCUCAGUUGUCCAACCUUGCCACUAGGGGUUUGCUGACUUAAAAUGCCAAGUGGUCUUUUACUAAGGGCCCCCCCUCAACCCUGGCUCCAGCCCUUACUCUGCUACAUCCGUCAUGUGCAUAGGAAAUUUUUUAUUCUUUCACAAUUCUGGUGCAGCUGGCAAGGAAAACCCACAGUUUUCAAACAUCUGUUAAUAACAACACAUACGUUUAACCUUACAACAGCUACAACUAACAGGAUGGUUUUAUGACCUGAGCUUGGUUCCCACUGUGAAAUAAGGACCGUUUUAAUGCCACUAUGUUAAUGCCUGCUGCUGACUUACAUCUCCAGUUUCACGUGGUACAGGGAAUAAUCAUGCAUAUUGGACACAAUCCGUCAGGCUUCUCCUAUGCAAACCAUGAUAAAGGUCAAUGGAGCACAAGCAGUAGUAGUAUAUAGAAUAGGAUUUUAGGUUCAUUUUUUAGUUCAGGGUUCUAUCUUCAGAAAAACUAGGAAACAACUCUGGCCAGGUUCAAUCUUGUUUUUCCUUCAUUUUUCCGACAUCUUUUGGCUCUUUGAUUUGUUGAGUGCAAAUCUAAAUGGCACAGAGCAGAGCAUCAGGCCAGGAUGAAAGCAUUUUGAUUAAAGUUGCCCAACUCUGAUGUGCUAUUUUUCACAUCAUUGUCUCUUUGAAUAUGGGCCAUAACUGCAAACAUUUUACCUUAAAGGAAGUUGUGUUGAAAUCAGUGAUACGUUUUUCCGAGUUGGUGCACUGAGAAUACCAAAGCUAAAGUUGUGUGUUUCUGUAGGGCAGUCAUCCUAAAACAGGUGUCUUCCGGAUGUUAGGACUAAAACUCCCAUCAUCCAUGAUAGUGAAGGGCUGAUGGGAGUUGUAGUACAUACAACCUGGAGGGUGCUAUAGGGCAGAGGUGGGUUUUUUUGUUCGUUUUUGCAUUGUAUGCAAAGACUGCAUUAAAGAAACCAUAUUAACAUUUUUUUUUCUAUUGGCACUUAGGUGUGUAAAACAGAAACGUGCAUUUUUAAAAACAAUUUUGGAAAACAAAUCCAAAUCUCUUUUCUCACUUGCAAAGCUUUAAAACAGUCCCAACAACAAGGAAAAAACGGAGGGGGGAAGAGAUAGUUGCCUCCGUAUAAACAUAUGCAUUUUAAAAGUUUCAGUCUGUAAAUACAAUGCACCUAUUUAGAAGAUAGUGUGGGUUUGUUCUGAAAAAUCAAAUAUUAAGUAGCUUUCUCUCCCACUUAUUUUUUCUCUUUUGACAAAAUGCCUGUCAGGUUUACAGCCUGCCAGGCAGCUGAUACACCCAGUUUAGUUUUGGGGGGGCUUCCAAAACAGCCUGCUUCAGACAUAUGGAGAGCCACAAAACAGGAAUGGCUUUUUAUGAGAGCUGAGACUGCAAACUGGCAGGCUUUUUUUAGAGGUGUUUUCCCCGCCUUAAAGAAUGAACUCAAAUCAUCUGCGUGCAUUAAAAAAAAAAAUCUAUCUAUCUAUUGAGACUGCAGCCCUGCACUUACUUGGGUACUUGGCUCACACGAGCCACAGUGCAUGGGCAGGAAUGCUCCACGGGUGUUUUUCAACAAGUGGUGCUAUACUAAGUUGACCAAAACAUAAUAAAUACUUGUACAGUAUUGCAUUGUCUGAAACUCGAGGGAUGGGGUGCAGAAAGCACUGCUACUGCAUGACCUCCAUUCAAUUCAAUAGGGCUUGCAUGGGAGUUUGCCUACAUCACAUUAGGAUCAAGAGGUGAUGGUUUUCAAUUUCUGUAGUGCCUAAUACAAUAUAAAAGUUGUCAAAACACACACAGACACACACAGAGUAAAUGUUUCUCUGUUUUUCUGUUACAGGGAGGGUUCUGUAUUACUAACUGAGCUGGUUUCAUAUUUGUCAGAUCAGGUGCAGAGUUCAUUGGUGCCUCAAUGACUGUCAGAAAAUGUUCAAUUAAAAGAUGAAGGAAGGCAGUAAAGUGUGAAGCUCUCUUGUGCUUCGGACCAGGAGCGGUCAGUGGGGUGCCCUGUAGAUGCUUUGGGCAGCACCUCCCAUUGAUGGCCGUUGACCAUCCAAGAUGACCGUUGACCACCCUGGCUGGAGGUGGCAGGAGUUAAGAAGCACCUGGAGAGAAUCACCUUGGCUCCCUUUGGCCCAGAUGAACCAUCAGUAUUAUGGUGAUAUGAGCAUUUAGCAGCACCUAAAUUUAGAGGUCUGUGUGAGCUGGUAGCUAGCCUGAGAGAGUCCAGUGAUCAUUGUCCUAGUGGAGUAGAAGCAGGCAUCUUUUUAAUGCCAAGCAAUCAAUGAGUAGAGAAAAGAGGCAGGGAACUUGGUCUAAGCCAUCAAAUUGUCCUUUUGAGAUAGGACUUCUGAGGAUACUUUAACUCUUUCUAGUUCUGUAUGCAUUCCUGUUUCUACUCCUUGGAACGUAAAGCUUUCUGAGUUGCACACUAUAAUACAGUGCAAUUGUCUGACUUUUCAUACUUCAUUCCGGUUCACUAAGCUUACUGUUAAGGGCACAUAUCAUGAAAGUCUACAUACAACGAUGGUUCAGAAAUGACUGUAGAACUGGGCCAUUUCCCGAAAAGGUGAAGGCUUUGUGCAUUUUUAGUCUAAUGGUUCUUGCUGAGGUGAGAGACUGCUUUAUGUUUUAAAAUAUAUGCACUUACCCUUUUUUUAAAACAACAACAACAAACAACCCUUGGCUUUAGGCUCCACUUAUCUUGAACAGAAUGUUUUCAUACUAUAUGACAAAAUAAUGUGUUUCCACUUAAUACUGUUUACAAAUGUUAUCUUCUCUUACUAUUUUUGAUACAGAUAAUACUGUUUGUAAGCUAUAAACUUUCUCGAAUCUUUGGGCAAAGUUUCUGUGGGGGAAAAACAUGAAUGGGAAUAUAUAGGAAUGCCAGCGCUGUAUGCUGCUGUUAUUGUAAUAAAAAUAUCCAAAUGAUUUUUUCAAAGUAUUAUUACAAAGUGGUUUUUCUCCCGCUUU
Messenger RNA from Podarcis lilfordi (Lilford's wall lizard), 50006 nucleotides. The record is from the annotation of a GenBank genome assembly. NCBI's taxonomy places the organism in Eukaryota, Metazoa, Chordata, Lepidosauria, Squamata, Lacertidae.